This is a messenger RNA of Podarcis lilfordi (Lilford's wall lizard), 63921 nucleotides long. The record is from the annotation of a GenBank genome assembly. NCBI's taxonomy places the organism in Eukaryota, Metazoa, Chordata, Lepidosauria, Squamata, Lacertidae.
CACAAAGACAUGGAAGGAACUGGAUGGUGAUGGUGGAAAAUGUUCUCUUUGCUUGUCUUCUCCUGCUCUGGAAGGUAGGACUCAAACCAAUGGCUUCAAGCUACAUGAAAGGACAUUUCAACUUAACACUUGGAAAAACUUUCUGACAGCAAGAGCUGUUUGGCAGUGGAAUAAGAGGUGGUGGAUUCUCCUUCCUUGGUUUUUUUUUAUUAUUAUCUUUUAUUUCCAAAACCAAAAAAAGAAAAAUUACAAACAUCAAAUUCAACAUCCAUAUUCAUUUUCUAACUUAAACCUAUUACAUAAUUAACUACGGUAAAUUAAAAUAUACCUAAUUACUCUAAAUUUCUCUUUGCUGUAUACAAAUACAACACAGUUAGAAAUUUUAUAUUAAAGCUUUUGUAUUAUAAAUAAUAUUUCAAAUUCCCCUAUACCCUCCCCCGUUCCCCUUCACCCAUGUGUGAUCUUAUUUUAUUUUAUUUUUACUUCUUCCGUCUUGUUGUGUUGUUAUAAUUUAAUCAUUGUUCAGCUGAUUCUUUUAUUAUUUCUUUGCUUACCCCUGCACGUUUUACACGUUAUCUAUUAAUAUUCCAGUUCCAGAACCAUAUUUUUGCAUAUACUGUAUUCCUUCACUCCCUCCCACUCUUUAAUUAUUCUCUGAUUUGAAUGGCCUCUAAUAGUUGCCGUCAUUUUUGCCAUUUCCACAAACUCACAGAGUUUACUUUGCCAUUCUAAUAAUGAUGGUAUUUUCUCCCCCUUGGGGGCUUUUAAGCAGAGGUUGGAUGGACAUCUGUCAUGGAUGCUUUAGCUGAGAUUCCUGCAUUGCAGGGGGUUGGACUAGAUGACCCUCGGGUCCCUUCCAGCUCUAAGAUCCUAUGAUCCUAUUACUCUAUGCUUGCAGAAGGCACUCUAUAUUCUCACACUUUCCCUUCACUCCAGGAACAGCUUCUUCUUGUCUACAAACAUCCACACCAGCAGGUCCGGUACUUAAGAGGUCUCUAAUGCCAUUCACAGGGACGCAGGUGGCGCUGUGGGUUAAACCACAGAGCUUAGGACUUGCCGAUCAGAAGGUCAGUGGUUCGAAUCCCCGCGACAGGGUGAGCUCCCGUUGCUCUGUCCCUGCUCCUGCCAACCUAGCAGUUUGAAAGCACCUCAAAGUGCAAGUAGAUAAAUAGGUACCGCUCCGGCGGGAAGGUAAACGGCGUUUCUGUGCGCUGCUCUGGUUCGCCAGAAGUGGCUUAGUCAUGCUGGCCACAUGACCCGGAAGCUGUACGCCGGCUCCCUCGGCCAAUAAAGCGAGAUGAGCGCCGCAACCCCAGAGUCAGUCACGACUGGACCUAAUGGUCAGGAGUCCUUUACCUUUAAUGCCAUUCACAUUUGCACAGAAGGGGAAUCUGCCAUUUCAGAGCCAGGCCUAUAUGACUGAUAUAUGCAAAGCUGGUUUCCCCCAAUGCUUACGAUUCCAUAUCUGAUUCACAGUCAGCCGGCCUCUGCAGAGCUUUUUACAGCAACCCAACGAAUUAUUCUUAGACACUGAGAAGCAAUAAUGAGUGGCUAGGCAACCUUUUCUGUUUGGCUGCCACGGGGCUGGUGAUCAUCCAUUCACCCUUUUCCAGAGUCAGUUUGAGCUGCCUAAGGAUAGGUACCAGGAUACAGAGUUGGCGUUUGUUCUGUUGUUUCCUGGUCUCACCAUUUAGUGGUUCAACACAGUGCCUCACACCUUGGUGUCUGCAGCUAUGCAAAUCUGCACAGACACUUCUUGAAAACUCAAAACGGUUUUUUUAAAAAUGGUUUUGAUCUGACGUUUUUAGCAGCGUACAGUUCUGAAAAGGUUGCGGUGAAGUCUAACUGGCUGCAAGCAUGCUUCUCCUUUAUCUCCACUGUCUCCUUUCUCAGUUUUGGUUCCUCUCCUGUCUCAAUGCAUCACGUGGAGUGCUCACAAUUUGAAUCAUGUGUCUGGGUAAGCUGUAUUAGAUCAUUGCAGGAACCACAAACCCUCUUGUUGGAGUUUUGAAACAAAACAGCUUUUGGGGGGAAGACUGUAAGCUUUCAUGGAUUGGGGCCCAUUUCAUCAGGUGUGUUAUCUAUCAUUUGACCACGAGGACUAUCUAGUCCAGCCCCCUGAAAUCCAGGAAUAUUUUUCCAGACGCAGGGCUCUAACCCGCGACCCUGAGUCUCAUGCUCUAGGAGAUCCCAACUAAAGAAGAAUGGCAACUUAAAGAAGAUGGAAUAUGCACAGCUUGCAGACCUAACAUACAGAAUAAGAGAACAAGAAGAACAUACAUUUAAAGAAGACUGGAAAAUGUUUAUUGUAUAUAUGGGGGGAGGGGAUUGUGUACACAUGAAAACGUAGGCAGCAUUAAGAUAAAUUCAACAGUGUAAACAAGUUUUGUAGGAUGUAAUAAUGGAACACUGAAUGGUUUCCUUUAUGUAAAAUAUGCAAGGAUUUAUGAUAUGCAAAAUGAACCAUGGAAAGAGAAGUCAUUGACAUUUUUUUAAAAAAAUCAUUUUAACUGAUUUUCCAAUAAAAACAGCCAAUCAACAUAUCCACAUCAUAAUCCAAUUAAAAACAAGAAACUACAAUAAAAAAGACCAAAUUGUAAUCCAAAUUGUAUUUAUUAAUUUUGGGGGGCUCCCCAUAGUCUGGGCCUCUGAAGCAUGUCUCCAAAUCUUCGUCAAGAUUGUUUAAAUGAAUAUUCUAAAGUGUAAAACAAAAAUAUAUAUAUAUAUAUAUAUAUAUAUAUAUAUAUAUAUAUAUAUAUAUACACACACACACAGUGCUUUUUUCUGGGGGGACACAGGGGUACGCAUACCCCUAAACAUUUUGUGAAUCUAAGUUUGGCCUCAUUGAGGGGCAAUAUUUCAAUAUGAGUAGGAAAGUGAGAGUGCCCCUAAACAUUUUUUUAUAUAGUGAGUCUCAUGCUCUACCAAUGAUGGAGCCUGCUUCUUCUCAACUUGGAGGGCCACUCAGCAAUGAAGCGGGACACGAAGUGUGCCCAAUAUCUGCUGCUUCCUGCCUUGCCAGGGGUUGGACUAGAUGACCCCUGCGGGUCCCUCCCAACUUGGCGCUUCCGGGCGCUAGGACCCAACGUGCGAGGCGCCCGGCUGGGGGCGCGCCGGCCCUAGGACCCAGCGGCGCCGCUCCGAGAUACACCUGUGCCUGGGGCGGCGGAGUUUCCCGCUGGCUCGCCCGGGGUCGGCGGCAGGUGAGAAGUCCGGCGGGCGGGACCCGCCUCCUCCGGGCUCCACCUGCGCCAGAGCGGAGGCUGCCCAGCAGUCGCGGCCAGAGAGCGCGCCGACCUCCGCGCCGAGGUGGUCCCGGGCGAGGUGAGUGCAGCCUCUCCGCCUUUGUGCUUCGGGCUCCGGGAAUCGGGGCGCGGACCCACUUCUUCUGGGACUGGGGAGCCGCUGGGCUGGGCUCCUUCCUUGGCCGGGGGGCAGGCGCGCGUCCCCUCCCCCCCCCCCCAUCCUUGGUGGCUUUCCCGUUUGAGGAGGAAGCGCAUUUGGGGACAGGGUCCCGUGGGGUGGAUGCUGAAGGCGUGGGGGGCUUCCCCCUGGAGUUGGGGUGAAUUUGUGGCUAUCCCGCCCCCCCAAAAAGAGGGUUUUUUGCUUCAACUUGUGAUACAAAUAUACAUUAGAAGGCUUUAAUAUUUUCCCUCUUUUUGCAAAUCUCGUUUUAACCCCUGGCGAUCCAAAUAGAGAGGAGGGGGCUUUAUUUUUGUGUUUGUUAGUCCCGCUAAACUAUUGCCUUAGGAGGGUGGGAGGGUGUGGUUGGGUUGCGUUGGAGGCGAGUUGAGAGAUGGCAUCAGGCUACUUCAGAUGUCCUCUUUCUGCGGCUUCUUCCUCCUGCCUGUCUUCUCCCUCCCAUCCCUCCCUCCUCAAACUAUCCUGAACAAAUGGAAAGCGGGUUUUGCCACUGGGAGUAAAUCACCUUACUAUCCAUUCACUUGUCAGUUCCUUCCAGCCCUUUCCACUGAAGGUCAUGUGCGGUCGAAUAUUGCGCGCGGACUGACUUGAAGGAGGGGUGGCUUCUUAUUGUGACACAGUCAUCGCACUCGGGUCUCUGGUUCACAGGUCCGACAGGUUUUGAACCAAUACUGAAACCUGCAAAACUUGCUUGAUCGGGGCAGAGAGCGGGGAUUGCUUCUGCGGAUGUGGGUGUGAGUGUGCGCCACAGGAAGUGGCACUUUUCUCAAAUCUCCUUCGACUCUGCCUAAAAGCAGACUCUGGUCUGCGUCUCUGUGAUUUUGAAAUGCUGCGCCUAUCCUGCAUUAACAUCAUUCACAAGUGCACCCAAAUAACCCCCUGUGAGGUUCAAAUGCUCAUUUGGCAUUGCAAAUUUAGGCAUGACAGCUUCUUGGAGUGUGUAGGCUUUGGGGAGGCUUGCAAGUUACCCUUCAUGUUGCAGUGAUGAUCCCCAUUCCAUUGCAUGCCACUUUAUAGACCGGGAGUAGCCAAAGUCGUUCCUUUCCACUGUUGUUGUUGUUGUUGUUUAGUUGUGUCUGACUCUUCGUGACCCCAUGGUCCAGAGCACGCCAGGCACUUCUGUCUUCCACUGCUUCCCGCAGUUUGGUCAAACUCAUGUUAGUAGCUUCGAGAACACUGUCCAACCAUCUCAUCCUCUGUCGUCCCCUUCUCCUUGUGCCCUCCAUCUUUCCCAACAUCAGGGUCUUUUCCAGGGAGUAUUCUCUUCUCACGAGGUGGCCAAAGUAUUGGAGCCUCAGUUUCACGAUCUGUCCUUCCAGUGAGCACUCAGGGCUGAUUUCCUUCAGAAUGAAGAGGUUUGAUCUUCUUGCAGUCCAUGGGACUCUCAAGAGUCUCCUCCAGCACCAUAAUUCAAAAGCAUCCAUUCUUCCACGAUCAGCCUUCUUUAUUGUUGGACUCCAACUCCCAUCAUCCUUGGCCAUUGGCCCUGCUGGCUGAUGCAGCUGAUUGGAACUGGAGAUGCAGCAAUGCUCUAAACUCCACCUGCAGUUGCUGUUGUAGUUGUUGUCAGUGGCGUAGCGUGGGGGUGCAGGGGGGCCAGCCGCACUGGGCGCAACAUCUGGGGGGGGCGCUCGCAGCUCUCUGCCCCUACCUCGAGUGCUAAAAUCCACGGGUUAGGGGGCGCAAAUUACUUGCCUUGCCCCGGGUGCUGACAACCCACGCUACGCCACUGGUUGUUGUUACUUCUAUUACUAAAGAGAGAACGGGGAAAAGCAAAUCUCAGAAUGGACCUUCUCUGGAGGUGGUGGACUCUCCUUCCUUGGAGGUUUUCAAGCAGAGGUUUUUAAGAACAUCUGUUUUGGAUGCUUCACUUGAGACUUCUGCAUUGCAGGGAGUUCGACUGGUUUACUCUUGUGGUCCCUUCCAAUUCUGUGGUUCUAACUGUAGUGAAAAGAGUAUGUUCAACAAUGUAUGUAGUAAGGGAGGUUGUAUUAUCCAGUAUUGCAAGUGGGGCGUGAGAGAUGUUUGUUGGAGACUACCUAGUCCAUGAGUAGGCAAACUGGGGCUGAAUCCGGCCCAAUCGCCUUCUAAAUCUGGCCCACGGAUGGUCUGGGAAUCAGUGUGUUUUUACAUGAGUAGAAUGUGUCCUUUUAUUUAAAAUGCAUCUCUGGGUUAUUUGUGGGGCCUGCCUGGUGUUUUGACAUGAGUAGAAUUGUGCUUUUAUUAAAAUGCAUCUCUGGGUUAUUUGUGGGGCAUAGGAAUUUGUUCAUAUAUUUUUUUCAAAAUAUAGUCCAGCCCCCCACAAGGUCUGAGGGACAAUGGACUGGCCCCAUGCUGAAAAAGUUUGCUGACCCCUGAGAGUGGGUUGAUAAUGUAGGCAACAGUUUAAUCAGGGACAUCUGUGUCCACAGCUUAGACUUUCAGUACAGUUUAGUUGCUUUGGACAAUUUAGCACAAAUGUCUAGGGAAGUUAUUGUAUCCAUCUGAAAGAUUGGAUUGGCAGACACCACAAUCCCACCACCACCAAACAACAAAAAUAAAACUACAAUUAGGGAAUGAUUAGUUGCUGCAGUCAUGCCACUGAUGUUUCUCUUUUGAGACGCAGCUUGUCCAGUCCACCCAAACCCCCUGUCACAAGUUGGGACCAUUUGCAAUCCCACCCCCCCCCCCCCAUGUGAAAACUAUGCCCAUGUCAAGAGAAUGAUUCAACAUGUGCUCAGCUCGUGGGUCAUUUUUUGUCUGCAACACAGGGCAGCACUCACAAGAUGGCAAAAGUGACAGUGAUUACACUCAUCUUCUGAUGAGGAAAAAAAUCUCGGUUGUCCAGUCUUUCUGCAGACAACUUGACAUGCAGAGUUGGCACCUAUGCAUGUAUGCACUGAGUCUGCAAUCAGAUUAAAGCACUACAUUACUGACCUUCCCAAACCUAGUGCCCUUUAGAUGUUCCUCACUACAACUCCCAUCAGCUUCAGCCACUGUGGACCAAAGAUUAAAGAUGAUGGGAUUUGUAGUCCCAUGACCUGUGGAGGGCCACAGGCUAUACUUGACUUUCUUUUUUAAAAAAGUGCAAACAAAAAUUGCUUAGGGGGACAAUGGCACCACAAUAUGUCUUCAGUAAGCAAUGUAUUGUAAAGCUGCAUUGAUUUUCAUUUCCUCCCCCUUCCCCUUCCCCCUCCCCCUCCCCAACUUUGCCUAAAGGUAGAUGAGCUGCUGCCGCUCAGUUGAGCAUUAGAUGUUUUCCCUUCCAGCCAGUCUCAUCUCAAGCAUUUUUUCUGGAAACGCUGAGUAUCAUUACCUCCAUCGCUCUGUAAGAACCAAUGGGCUUCCAUCGUUCCAGCAGAUUUAUUUACGUGUAUGCAGAUGUUGGGACUCGGGUGGUGCUGUGGGUUAAGCCACAGAGCCUAGGACUUGCCGAUCAGAAGGUUGGCGGUUCGAAUCCCCACAACAGGGUGAGCUCCCGUUGCUCGGUCCCUGCUCCUGCCAACCUAGCAGUUUGAAAGCACAUCAAAGUGCAAGUAGAUAAACAGGUACCGCUCCGGCGGGAAGGUAAACGGUGUUUCUGUGCGCUGCUCUGGUUCGCCAGAAGGGGCUUAGUCAUGCUGGCCACAUGACCCGGAAGCUGUACGCCGGCUCCCUCGGCCAAUAAAGCGAGAUGAGCGCCGCAACUCCAGAGUCGGUCACAACUGGACCUAAUGGUCAGGGGUCCCCUUGAACUUUACCUUUAUGCAGAUGUUAUAGGUGGAUGGGGCGGGAAGAGAAGUCUGUGGGUAAUAUGAUGUGCAGCUACUGCAAAUGAAAAGCAGUCGAUCAAAACUCAUUGUUACACUGUUUUCUAGGGGCAAGAGUUCAGGGCAGUCAUCCAGAGCCCCACUCAGCAGUAUGAGCAAGAAGGCUCCAAAUGUUGGAGGAUUAUCACAAUUUGAAGUAAUGCACAUUGCCAUCUAAGGUGCUCACCCAUUCAGUCCGGAGUCAAAAAUAGCAAAACUGCACGUGUUACGGGGGGGGGGGGGUUGGGGGGGGUCAAACUUACAUUCCCAGAAAUGCUGCAAUUCCUCAAUGAGCAGAUGAAACUCCAGACUUCUACUCUGUACUUGGGGGAAAGAUCUAUUGAGUUCAAUGGGACUUUCUUCUGAGUAAAUGUGCAUAGGAUCAGGCUCCACACUGAUUUUUUUAAAUGCAGCAGUGAUCUUGUCGAAGGCCAGUGCACACCUUUUAUACAGGUGGUGAAGUUGUUGUGAGAGUAAACCAUUUUUAUUUAUUUUCUUAAAGGAUUACCUCGUGUUCUUUUCCGUCAGAUGGAGAGAAAGUGGGGGAUUUAGAGAACAAUCCUGUGCCCAUCUGCUCUGUGGUAAAUCCUGACCGAUGGAGUUUAUUCUCAGGAAAGCGCCUAUAAAGAUUGCAUCUUUAAAGUCUAGUUCAAAUGAAGGGUUAACCUCUGUGCCAGCUAGACAGCCCUGCAUGGAAAGGUUAGCAGCUGCUUGAAAGAUAACAGCCUUUCUUGCCACAGAGUUUACUGAUGCAAGACUAAACUUGCUGGAUCUCUUACCUUUUCUUUAAAAAAAAAAAAUAUUGGCUGAUAGUGAGCAGUAAUUCAAGGGGACAGCAGUGUGAACACCAAGGAACAUUUGAAAGCACCAUCACCUAUGGGCUUUGAUCAAAACCUUGGUUUUCAUCUUAAAUAAAUAUGUAUGAUUUCAAGUGGGGACUAUUGGGGGGGGUCAGAAUCCCCGCAACAGUGUGAGCUCCCAUUGCUCGGUCCCAGCUGCUGUCCACCUAGCAGUUCGAAAGCACGUCAAAGUGCAAGUAGAUAAAUAGGUACCACUCUGGAAGGAACGUAAACGGCAAAAGCGGGUUAGUCAUGCUGGCCACAUGACCCGGAAGCUGUACGCCGGCUCCCUCGGCCAAUAAAGCGAGAUGAGCGCCGCAACCCCAGAGUCUGUCAUGACUGGACCUAACGGUCAGGGGUCCCUUUACCUUUACUCUUUUUUAAAACAAAGUAAAGGGAUUGAGGAGGGUUAACAGCGCAGAUGCACAGAAGACCCUCUCUAGGUGCCCCUUUUAUUGCACAUUCCUGAAGAUUUGUGCUCAUUACGAUGCCAGGGCAGUUUCACCCAAUCCCACCAAUUUGCAAUACUAUUUGCACCUGCAAAAAAUUUGAGGGCAAUCCUGCUGCCUCAUUUCCAAUCAGUGCAUGUCUGGUAACUUCCUGCUCCAGCUCCGUAACUUUUCAUACCACAAGCUUUCCAGGGUGAUGGUGGAAUUGCCCUGCUUUUGUGGCACUGUAGCCUCCCGGGAAAACAAUAAUGUACUGGCUCUGGCGAAGCAUUUCAGAACAACUUAUAAAGCAGAAUAAAGCCCCAUUAAUGCACAUACCAAGAACACGUUGCAGAGAAUGGCAGACAAGGAGAUUUCUUUAUCCUCUUCCCUUGUCAUAGUAACUCUGAGGACUGAACUGAGUUGUGGGUGGUAGUAUUAUAUUGCUGCUCCAGAUGCUCUGUUUAUUGAGCACGCAUCCUGAUUUGCUUUCGGAAAGCUUACACAGAGUUUAUAUCUGAACUUCAUUGAGCAUUCACUUUCAUUCAUUUGCUGGGCAAUUAUAUGACAACGAUCAUUAAUCUUGCUUUACUUUGCAUUGUGUUUACACAUUGUACCCUGACUGUUCACUCCACACUUUUAAAAAUGCAUUUUCCCAUUGCUUUCCUAAUCCCAACCACAAAAAGUCUGUUUCCCCUACCCCCCAAGUGGAUUAGUUGCCCUAUGGUGACAGUAUGCUUUAAUUCACUUUAAUUGUGCAAACCUAUGUUUCCCAGAAUGCGCUUGAAUUCCGCCCACAAAAUACUGACAGUCUAGAUGGAGGCGGAACCUGCUUCCCACCUCAUCCCCUCCCACUGGAGUAAACUGGAUGAAUUGCCUCUUCUAGCAUUCCAUCAAAAAGGCUUCUUUGUCUGAGACACGGGCUGUUAAUGUGCUCUGUCAUAUUUUGCAAGGCCUAUUUCACAAGCAGCAAACCUAAGCCUACAAUUAUAUCAUCUGUUAAUGAUGGAGUGCUUUGAAGUGAAAGUAGCUUGCAGCCAAGUGUUUCGGCCCCAGGAACAAUUUUCUCCUGGCAUCCUGAAUGCGUUUCAAAGAGGAGCGCCUGAUUACUUUAUAGAUUUCAGAUUCCUGAAAGGCAUGAUUCUUGUGAGCCAGUGUGAUGUAACUGGCAGUGGUUAUCCAGAUUUCCUAUGGUCAAGGAAACUUGUUUAUGUCAAUUUGACCGCUGUGUUGCUGCAUUUUGUAGAAGAUUCUGGGAUGUGCUCUGUUCACAAGAGUGCCAGGCAUUCUGACCAGUGGUGGAGGAACCCUCUCCGGCACCCGGGGCGGGGUAGCCCAUACGGACUGCGCAUGUGCGGCAGCCCAUAUGGACUGCACAUGUGUGGCAACCAUACAGGAUGCCGCACAUGCGCACUCUGUAUGGGCUGCCGCUUGUGCGUGGCAGCCAUAUGGGCUGCCGUUUGCACGGCGUCCAUACAGACUGCGCAUGUGUGGCAUUCCAUACAGACUGCGCGCGCCAUCUGUAGUGCUUGCAGCCAAAGGAUUACAAGUUCACCUUGAUUUCUCAAAUCGAUAUCCUGGGUGUGCUGUACUUGGAGACCUUAUCUCAAAGCUGCUAUCUGCCGUGCCAUUGCAGAGGCAUAGUGGCAGCCUCGGGUCUUGGCUGGCUAUGCAGCAGGUGGAUUUCUUGGUUUUUACACUGAGUUAAAAUCCAGAAUGCAAUUGGACAGUGUUGGCUUCUGAAAUUCUCAGAGUUCAUCUUUUAGGCAAACAAGCCCUUUUGCCUUCAUGCUCGAAAGGAACUUGAUAGAUGUGGCUACAAUUGUGCCUCUCUUCUCUACAUGUACACACAUGGAUGCCACUCCCCAGGGCCUUUAUUUUUAUUUUUACUCCCAGUGUUUUCUUGGUGACAGAAAGAUGCUCUUGAAUACCAAAGAAGGCUCAUUGGAGCAGUUAAUAAGGGUGUAAGUAGAGGCACAGGUGAUCUGUGAUCAGGAGCUCCUCCCUGUUUUUUUGUGUCUGAUUAGGAGCGAGUUAUUAACCCAUCCUCCCCACAACCAUUUCCCAAUAUAAAUCUCACACCCUUACUCUAACUGCUCUUUGCCCCAUGGCAGACAUCCCUAAACUCGGCCCUCCAGCUGUUUUGGGACUACAACCCCCAUCAUCCUUAGCUAACAGGACCAGUGGUCAGGGACGAUGGGAAUUGUAGUCCCAAAACAGCUGGAGGGCCGAGUUUGGGGGUGCCUGCCCCAUGGCAAGAAGGCUGAUGGAAGCCAGCUGAGGAACCUUCAGUGCUCAUUCCAGAGCAUGUUGAUGGCAUUCCAGCUUUGGAAAAGGCUUCCAAUUUUGCUCAUUGUAUGGAAAUUUCGUGGACUUUCCUUCCUAUCAAUUGCUCCUCCAGGAGAUGCCAGCGGCUAUGAUUGCAAGAUUAGGGCGGAAAUAGAGGCAGCUUCUAGGCCGGAUUCUAGGUACAGUGGUACCUCGGGUUACAGGCGCUUCAGGUUACAGACUCCGCUAACUCAGAAAAAGUACCUCGGGUUAAGAACUUUGCUUCAGGAUGAGAACAGAAAUCGUGCGGUGGUGGCGCAGCAGCAGCAGGAGGCCCCAUUAGCUAAAGUGGUACCUCAGGUUAAGAGCAGUUUCAGGUUAAGAACGGACUUCCAGAACGAAUUAAGUUCGUAACCCGAGGUACCACUGUAUUGUAAUCCCGGCCCAUAAUCCAGAUUCCUAUGGUUAUCUCAGGUGUGGGGGACCUGGACCGCAACUCCUAUUAGCCUCAGCAAGCAUCGCCAGUGGCCAGGGAUGGUGCAAGGUUUAGUUCAGCAACAUCUGCAGGGCCACAGGUUCGCCACACCUGGGUUAUCUCCACGUUGCUGGUGGGAUAUCUGAAGCCUGGUGCUCUCUCUGCAUGCAAAUUUGCUUUGGUGGUGGUGUUUUUUUCCAUACAACGUGUUUGGCAUCAAAAUGCCAGCCAGACCCCCGCCCCAACUCGCUGGAUUAGUCCUUUCCAGUAACAAUCCGAUAAAUAUAUAUAUAUUUUAACAAAACCUGUUACUGAUUUCCUGUCUGCAAAUUAAGCCCCCUCCUGGAAGCACCUUGAGAGAGAAGCAACUUGCCUGAUAUCAGAUUGUGGCUGAGUGACAUUUGAACUUCCUGCUUCAGUUAAAAGCAAGCAGUUUAGUGGGUUUAAUCUGUUGUGUGGCUUGGUCCCAACUUGUUUAAGCAACUGCUGCUUCCACCGUCUACUUCAGCCGGUAGUAUAUUAUGAGUGGUCACAUGGUGGUGUUGCCUUGAGACUCCUCAAGUCUGUGAAUCACUUUCUGUUUCCUAGAGCCUUUUGGCACCUGCAGAGGUGGCUGGUGCUGAAUGUGAGGGAAGUGGCUGCUAUUGCACAGUUUUCUGUUUCUCGGGUAGCGGCUGCCAUGAUUUAUAGGCUCCAGUGGCAAAUGAUCUGUUUGCUGUAGCAACCUGUACUUUUUUACAAGUACUAUGCCUCCUUGCUUUGUAUUAUUUAUUUAUUUGUCGCUUUAGUCAUAAAAAUGACUCAAAGCGACUUACAAACACAGUACAGUGAUACCUCGGGUUACAUACACUUUAGGUUACAGACUCCGCUAACCCAGAAAUAGUGCUUCAGGUUAAGAACUUUGCUUCAGGAUGAGAACAGAAAUUUUGCUCCGGCGGUGCGGCAGCAGCAGGAGGCCCCAUUAGCUAAAGUGGUGCUUCCGGUUAAGAACAGUUUCAGGUUAAGUAUGGACCUCCGGAACGAAUUAAGUUCUUAACCCGAGGUACCACUGUAAAGGUAAAGGGACCCCUGACCGUUAGGUCGAGUUGCAGAUGACUCUGGGGUUGCAGCGCUCAUCUCGCUUUACCGGCCAAGGGAGCCGGCGUACAGCUUCCAGGUCAUGUGGCCAGCAUGACUAAGCCGCUUCUGGCGAAUCAGAGCAGCGCAUGGAAACGCCGUUUACCUUCCCGCCGGAGUGGUACCUAUUUAUCUACUUGCACUGGUGUGCUUUCGAACUGCUAGGUUGGCAGGAGCAGGGACCGAGGAACGGGAGCUCACCCCGUCGUGGGGAUUCGAACCGCCGACCUUCUGAUCAGGAAGCCCAAGAGGCUCAGUGGUUUAGACCACAGUGCCACAGUAGAAAUACUAAAAACCAAUAUAGCAGAAAUAUUAAUAUACUGUUUCAAAUAUUUCAAAAUGCAUUGCUCAUUGAUACAGAGAGAGGGAGGGAGGGAGGGAAGGAGGGAGGGAGAAAGAGAUGCACAAAUCGCCAAGACCAGAGACAGAGCAUCAGAAUCAGUGCAUACAAAGGGCACUGCCAUAACUGGCUAGUUAUAAACAUCCCCUCUCAAAAUCUGUACACCAUACAUUAACAUGGAUUGCCUUCAGCCUAUUUGACAAAUUGGGCAGUCUUUUAUGAUGUGUAAUAAUCCAUACCAGCCAAUAAAAACGAAGUUAGGUUUAAAGGAGAGUUAUUACUGACUCCCAUCAUUAGGAGCUCAUGAAAUUGAGCUUCGUGGCUUAUAUUAUGGGAUAAGAAGGGUGUGUGUACACACAGUUGAUCUUCAGCUGUGACGCUGCCCCUGGCUUGCCCCUGAAUGGAGAGACUGGGAGGAGGAGGAGUGGGGUGUAGGAACCUUUAAUUUUUGCAUGGCUGGAAUGUAGCCAACUGCACAAUGGUAAGAGUCAUAUCUGUUGCUGGGCACAUUUCUGCCUCCGGCCAUCCCAUCACCAGCACGCAGCACCCAGAACAUUGCCUGCCAGGGAAUAUAGCCCUUGGGCUGAAAACUCUUCUCCGCCCCUGGUUACAAAUGCAACACCCCUCUAAACAGGUGCAGCCCUUGAUGCUAUCAGUGUGUAUAUGUGAGCCAAGGUGUUUUCCUUUUUCUCUUUGUUCACCUUUGUAUGAAAUAAAAGCAAACACACACGGAAAACCUGGUGUGGUUCUUUUCUGCUUAUCCUCAUAUGACUUGCUUCCUCUGCUCCACUGCGGCCAGCUUAGCCAGCCUUUGCUUGAAAUGAUGAUUCAAGGCAAUACUCUAUUCUUUCUUCUCUAAAGUGUAAUCCUUGGAUGGUCUGAUAAUUGGAAAUAUGACCUAUUACUGGAAAUAUGACCUGAUAACUGGAAAUAUGGCUAUUUUUGGAACCUGAACGUCCGACGAGGAUUCCACGGCUUCUGAUUGGCUGCAGGAACUUCCCGCAGCCAAUCAGAAGAAGUGCUUUGGUUUCUGAACGUUUUGGAAGUUGAACAGACUUCCGGAAUGGAUUCCGUUCGACUUCCAAGGUACGACUGUGCCUAAGAAGCACAGUUUGGGACUCUGCUUGGCUUGUUUUCUAAGUGGACAUGUGGUCUUCACAUGCAAGCAGGUUGAGAGUAAUUAAAAGUAGUGAAGAGGGAACUCUCCCCCACUUGAUUUGUGGGAAGGGUACCUGGUUUGGAAGAGGAGGGCUUGUUUUGCAUGCAGAACAUCCCAGGCUUAGUUCCUGGCAUCUCGGGGGAACUAGGCAGUGUGAAAGACCUCUUACUGCUUGGGAUCUUUUUCUCAGGGGAGGGCUUUUUCUCAGGGGAAACUCACAGGAACUCAGUUCCGGCACCUCUCAGGUAGGUGCCACUGCCAUUCUAAGAGAACAAAGGAGAUGUUCAUGGUGAGUUCCAAAACCUCUUUUUCUAUAAAGACAUCACUGGAAUCAUCCAUAUGACAUGUGCAUCCGGGCAUCAAGGCAAGGAAAGGGUGUGUGUGUGUGUGUGUGUGUGUGUGUGUGUUUUAGAGGUUGUGCCACUGAAUAUCCUACCUGUAUGCUUAACUGGGCACUCAAGUUAGCUUAGUAUAAUGGACAUUUAAAACUAUCGCCCACAACAAAGGCAUAAAUAAAAAGAGACGAGCAGCUUAAAAGCUGAAACAACUUUGAAACCGCUAAGCAGAUGCCUCGUAGCAGCACAGCCCUGACUUGGCUUCCUCCUGAUUUCUCUGAUCACCUCCUUAUCUCAAAGGAGCUGUGUGGUUGUCUACUACAGGUUUGCGUGUUCGCACUUGUCCGAUUUCCAUGCUAGGAGCCAUGGCAGCAGGAAGACAGUCUCCAGACCAAACCAACUUAAAAGGCGGCACUUCCUUUUGUGAGGCUUUUGGGCUAUUGUAUUACACUCGCCUGCCCUGGCCACAGUGCUGCUCCUGCCAAUUCAUGUGGUCCAGGAGCAAGUGGAAUGGAAAAAUACGCCAUUGCUUGAUCAGCACUGGAAGCCCUCUUCUUUUGUCUGCUGGUAAGACCUGUUAGAUUGCUGGAUGCCAAAGACAGGGUCUUUUCGAUGUGGCCCCACAUCUUUGGAAUUUCAUCCCUGGAUAAAUACGUAUGGCUCUGUCAUUACUGUUAUUGUUUUGUUUUGUUAUAUAUAUAGAGAGAGAGAGAGAGAGAGAGAGGACCCCAAAGACUUUUUUAAAAAAAACAAAACCCUUCAAACCAUGUGUGUUGGUGACACACGUUUUAGAUGGGCAUCAUUUUGCAGCACAGUAAAUCAGUUUUUCUAGCAAACCAGAGGUUAAACUAACCCCUUUCCAUCUCCAGGAAGAGUGUGGGGAGCUUUCAGACGACACACCUACACACUGCAGCCGACGCACUAACCUGUCGCAACACACAGUUUGGAAAGCUCUGUUUUAACUGUUGCAGUUUGUGAAUUGAGGGAUGUGAUGUUUUUAUGAUUUGUGCGUUUAAAUAUUUGCAAGGGCAAUGUGACCUGAAAGUUGGGUUGAAAUGUUUUUCAGCACAUAGAUGUGUAGUUUGCAGGUAUGGAAUGUUGCUCUGUGUGAAUCAGCCUGCUGUCUAUUCACCAUAGCACUGCCACAUAUGAAGAAAGCCAUGCGGAAUAGAGGAGGGGGAGAAUUUCAAUUCAGUUUGCAUUUAAAGGCAAACUUACCAAAUUAGAACUCUCCAAAGAAAAAGAAGAAGAAAACCCGCACAUGGCUAGCCUUCAAAAUUCACACUUUUCUGAAUUCUGCAGUGUGGCUCUUCAGCUAAGUAAGGUAUACACAAAUGCAAAUAAUGAGAUAAAGUUUGCAUAAAUGUGCAUUUGUUAGUGAAAUGAACAUUCAAAGUACAUUCUAUUAGGGAACACUGCACUGUAAAAAUGUGUAUACUUGUAUAUUUGAUCACAUAGAUCCUCUGAUAGAGGACAUUAGGUGGUUCCCCACACACCAGAGGUUCAGUUGGUCUUCCCUACGGAUGAAACCUUUAGUACGGCAGCCCCUUAUUUGUGGAAUCCCCAGCCUGUCAUUGUUCAAAUGUCUCUUUAAAAAUGCACUUUUUAAAUAGUCUUUUACAGCAUGAUUACUCUUCUCUUUAACCAACUAGUAAUCUAUUGCUGUUUUAUUGAUGUUUCUAAUCAUGUAUUACAGAUAUUGAUUGAUUGAUUUUGAUUGAUUGAUGGUAUCUGAAGAAGUGUGCGUGCACAUGAAAGCUUAUACCCAGAAUAAAUUUAGUUGGUCUCUAAGGUGCUACUGGACUAUUUAUUUAUUUAUUUAUUUUUAUUACACUUGUGUUAGUCAUCAACUUGGUGUAUGGAAUUGCAGGUUGUAAAUAUGAGGCAAAACUACAUACAAACAUAGGAGCGUUAAAAUGCUGGUGAAUUUUCACGGGGACUUUUUAAAAAAAAAUUAAAGAAAAUGCAAACUGGUGUGGAGAAUGGAACUGAAGAUGGGGAAAAGGAGAAACAGGGAGAAACCAAAAUGGACAGAUGUGUUCAUCCCUCGUCUUGAAAGCUCCUAAAAAUCAGAGCCGUGAACGCUGUCAGACUGUCCUAACCUGGGCUGCUCUGUGUAACAAACUGCUUCUCAGACUGAGUCUCAUUAUUGUGCCUGCAACUUCUCUCAACAAGAGAGCAGGCUCAAAGGCGGUGUGCCAUGUCAAAAGGUUCCUGCAGACAAGGGGUUGCCUGGUAAAACAAAUUAGGUUGGCCCCAGCGAGAGAACUGAGCUCCGCACACAGAAAGCCAGGGGCAGGAAAACGGACGGUGCCUUUGCUCCUUAACCUUGAACAGCUUUGAUAAGGGUGGCCAAACUUCUUGGGGCACAAUAUAGCCAUUCUUCUGCACAAGCCCCACCAAAUUGAAUGGGAACAUCAUUCUUUCUGGUGGGUUUUUGCCUUUGUCCUUGCAAUUCUGCGUGCAUGGGAAUUUGCAGGAACGUUUUCCAGCCUUCACACAUGUGGACGAACAGCACAGAAAAACCCUUGUCGUGCCAACAGGUUUUUCUGUUCCCCUCUCCCAUUAGGGCAGGCACCCCCCAACUCAGCCCUCCAGAUGUUUUGGGACUACAACUCCCAUCAUCCCUAGCUAAAAGGACCGGUGGUCAGGGAUGAUGGGAGUUGUAGUCCCAAAAGAUCUGGAGGGCCGAGUUUGGGGAUGCCUGCAUUAGGGUCAUUUGCCCACCAGGCCUAUGGGGGAAUUCCAUUCUCCUCCUCAGCUGUGCCCUGAAGGUGUACCAAAAGAUUAAAUAUGUGCUGGAACCUGCCUUGGGCUAACCAGGUCCACAAAGACCACAAUCCUGGGUCAUCUUUAACAUGCAUUCUGCAUAUGCCCACAUCCCUUGAAAGUCCUUGGCAGAAAGAAAGAAAGAAAGAAAGAAAGAAAGAAAGAAAGAAAGAAAGAAAGAAAUCACUUGAGUCCCAGACACACCUUGAGACUGCGGGGGUUAAGUAACCAGUCAUCUUGUGGCUGAGUGCUCUUUUACCUUCAUCAAACAGGAAAUAUUUUGCUCUCUCUUUCCUACGCAGGACAAUGGAGAGAGCCCAGGCAGGCCCAAGAUAUUUCGCUGCCUGAAAGGGAACGGCAAAUGUCGUCCCUUCCGAAUUUGAGAAGCACAGUAUCCAAGGUUGGCCAAGUUAUUUUGGCCUCUCAAACACAGAGGGAAGUGCCCCUCAAUAUAAUAGUAAAUUAAUUGCUAUAAUAGUAAACUUAGACUGUAGGGUUUACUGUGCUUUCACAACAUCCAGAACUCAGCUGCCUUGCUCCACCUGAGGGGUUGCCAACCUUUUUAGGACCCCUGGACCCAUUUGCAAAUCAGAGAAAGUGUCUCAACUGAUUCUCUCUGCUACAAAAGAACUUGACCUCGGGAGAUCUACAAAAAGAAAAUUAUUUGUGGUGGGACGCCUUCGUAAGUGGGGAAAUUAGUUUGUGAUGCUGCUUUUUAAAUUAUAGGAAACUGGUCCAGGGGGUUGUCCUCUGUAAAACAGGACACGUCGUCACUUUACCAAAAUAUGCAAAGUGCUGUAAUUUUUGCACAACUGUGCAAAUAUGUUUGUAGGGGGGGGGGAGACUUCCUGGCGACAAUGUAGAAGCAGUAUUUGCUUUUUGUUGGUGGUGUUCCUGAUUCUGCAAGUAGACUUGCAGGGUGAACACGGCGGUGAUCGCUGCCUCCCAGAGUCUUAGCCAAUAGUUUCAAGUACUGGUGGCAUUUGAAGGGUGAAGACAGAGCCCUUUGUCACCCAAGUAAAUUUUCUUAAUUUAGAAGAACACAUGCUUGCUUGAACUAUCAUGCCUUUGUAAUAAUUUCCCAGGCUUCUGGAUUUAAGAAUGCUCUGGCGACAUGCGUCAGUAUCAGAUGUUACAUUUAUAUAUUGCACACAAACACAGAUAUGCUGGUACAACGCUAUUUAAUUCAAAGGGUUUAGGAAGCGCUGAGCAAGGAAAUGGCACGAAUCAAUUCCAGGCUGUAAAAUCUGCCUCCGAGUCUGAAAUGUGUAAGUGAUGUAAUUCUGUUUCAAUCGGGAAGGGAAAAGUCGGCAGCCCUCUCCACAGUAGGGGCUUUUAUUUUUAAAAUGCAACUUACAAACCCGUGCGAGGAUCAUUCUUUACAGUGUAUUUCCUACCCCCCCCCCACCAUACCCCCAAUCCAAGAAGAGAAAAGGACAUCCUGUUUGCAGUAGGUGUGGUAGGUAAUUCCAGCUUAACCCAAUGUUAAUGCUUGGAUAAAGAGAGAUUUGGUGUUGCUUAGAUAAAGUGAGUUGUGUGCCAAGGGAAAAGGAAGACGGAUUCCGGGUCCUCUCCCCUCUUCCCAUUUUUUGUACCUUGCUGCAACAUGCAGAUUCUGGGAAGUAGUCCUCCAUUGUGCUCAUUCAACAGCAAACAAUGUUAUCUGGUCUGGGAAGUAUUUCCCUAUAAUUCUUCUGGGCUUCUCUUAACGCUCCAUCCUCCACAACAAAGGGAUGGGGGGGGGCGGGUGGAGGGGAAUGUUCCAGAUCUCAUAUCGCAUACCCUCCAACAUGGCACAGAGCAGGGUUGCCAUACGUCCAGGAAAACCCUGACAGGUCCUCUUUUGGGGGGGUAACAUAAUCAUCCGGGUGGAUUUUUACACUUCAAAGAAAAUGUCUGGGCUUUGGGGGGCUUGGGCUGCUCUGCAUGCCAUGGCCGCUGCCAGCCUGAGUUGGGGAAAGAGGGGCAUGAGCGUGGUGGCAGUGGCUCUGCAUGCUCGGGCUGGCAGCGGCUCGGGCUGUCUUCUUUUUUCCUCUUCAAGAUAUGGCAACCCUAGCAUAGGAGGCAACUCCCAGGGGCUCACCCGGCAAAAUAUUUGAGGGGGCUGGGCCUCCCCAAAGUUGGUUGGCAUUGCCAUUCUAAUGGUGUGCGUGCACUGUGUCAUGUGAUUGAUUAUGUGGGGCUGGGGUUACCUGGCCUCCCCUAAUAUUUUAUUCAAGUUGGCACCCCUGGCACAGAGGAUAAUUGGUACUAGCUUCUUCAUUUCUGAUCCUUUACAUCCUUUCUUCUAAUUUAACUCUGUACAGAUAAUCAGGAACCAAACAAGCCAAAAGUUUACACAGGAGUGGGAAUGUUACAGAGGGUAUUAAAAAAAAAGUUGUUCCCAACUAAAAUCUUUAGUAUGCCUGGAUUAAUUUUCGCAAAGUACUUGAUGGAUAAUUAAGGUAUUGAAUAUAGUAUAGAUGAUGGUUAAGGCAAUAAAGGACACAGGAAAAAGGAAAAAGAGAGAAAGGAAAAAGGAAAAAGGGAGAACCGCAGUGAGGUAGACGGAAGAUCCUGAAGACAUAUGGUAUUGAAACUUUUUCAGUGACUAUGGGUUUAUUCAUGAUCUCUUUUUUUCACAUCUUUUGUGUAUCUUGUGUUGUUUGGAAGAUGAAUAGAAUACUUGUAAUUAAUUGGGGGGGGGGACUCUGUACACAUCUGAGUGGGAAACUUUCUCCUUUUUUUGUCUUUCUAAAUUCCUGAAAGAGGAGAUUCUCAAAAUCCAAGCAUUUCCUAGGGAAUCAUGCAAAUCUGUUUCAAAGGUCUCACCUCUAUGAUGCCAGUCCUGUUGUUGGCUUUCUUGCUUGAGGGUUUCGCCUCUUUGAUUCCAGAAAGGAUUCAUAGUUCUAGCAUAACAAUCAGGGGUUAGAAACUCAUUUUUCUUAGAACUGUGCCUUUCUUUUUUUAUAUAAAAAAAUAUAUUCACCACCCACCCAUCUGGCACUGCUAUGGUUUGCUGAAUGUUUAAAGAAUAUCAUGAGACUUCCUUAUUUACUGUAGCUUUGUGAGUUUGUUCUUCUUGUCUAUAAUCUGCACGUUGGUGGAUAGGGGCUAAUUUUAAGAGUCAGCAAAGACCUAGUUCUGAACUUGCAGGGCUCAGUGCUAGAACAGGCUGCAACUCCCAUCGCCCCUGACGUUUGGCUAUGUUGGAGGGCACACAUCGGCUGUCCUGGGCUUAAGCAGUGAAGCUGGUGCCUCUGAGCAUGUUGAGAGGGCAUUGAGAAUGCUUGGGUUCUUGGCAAGCUUGAAUCCCGCCACCUCUCUUGAAAAACUAAGCAGUUGAUCCUGGGCUAAGGGGCUGCAUUACUUCCCCAGCGACUCGCACUUCCAUGGGUAGGAGCAUUUUUUGGGGAAACUGCACAUUCCCCAUCUGAAUUCAGUAUGAAUGGCCUUCAAACGCAGUUUCUGAGAGUGACAAGGGCCCCAGUAUCCCCAGAGGGCCCACUGGAGUGCCAUAGCAUGGGGGGCACAGAGGCAGUUGCCUGGGGCACAAAAUUUCAACACCCUCAAUACAGCUGUGUGCUUAAAUGAACCAGGAAGCUGUGUACUGUGAACCAGGAAGUGACUUCUCCAGACAACAGAAUGCCUCUUCUUUUCUUACCUCUGUGGCUGCAAUCUCCUGAGUGAUGCGGACAUAAUUAGCCAGUUGAAUGUGCAUACGUAUCCCAUCCGUUUCCUUCCCACCCUGCCCUCCACACAGCCCCGGGCACUGGAAACCCAUGCUACACCACUGGCCCACCAUCUACAUAUCUGCCACUAUCACUGAGAAUUCUCACUCUGCAUGUCCUGUCUCAGUGCCUUGCCCAGUGGGGUACUCCCUCCCCAAAUCUUAGAUCCAACAGCAAUGCUUGUUGAAACUAAAUACAGUCAUACCUCGGGUUGAAGUAGCUUCGGGUUGAGCGUUUUUGGGUUGCGCUCCGCGGCAACCCGGAAGUAACAGAAUGCGUUACUUCCGGGUUUCGCUGCUCGCGCAUGCGCAGAUGCUCAAAAUGAUGUCACCCGCAUGCGCGGAAGCAGUGAAUCAUGACCCAUGCAUGCACAGACGCUGGUUGCGUUCGCUUCAGGAUGCGAAUGGGGCUCCAGAACGGAUCCCAUUUGCAUCCGGAGGUACCACUGUAAUGUGCUUUGUACAGAGGUCGCCCGCUAGUCUGUAGGGCCUGUUGGCUGGUGGUGGCUUUUCCCAGCCCUCCAACCCAAGCUCUUUUCCAUGAGAGGUUCAGGGGUCAAACCUGGAGCUGUGCAGACCAUGUACCCCAUCACUGAGCUGCAGACUUGGAAGUGGGCAUGUGUAGGCUGGUUAAGUUUCCAGGUGCCAUAUGCCCUGUUUUAAGUGGCUCUGAGAUUUAGAAAGAAAUAAUGGGAUAUCAUUCAAGCUCUACUGGCUUGGUGCAAAGUAAGUGCAGGCCUGGUGUCACUAUGUGAUAGUCAUUUUUUAGUAAACCUUGGUUACUGGUAACUAUGAUGUUGAUCCUCUGGUGGGCAUCCUAGAUGGUGGAACAUGAAAGGCUGAACUCCUGUAAAUUAAACACCAGCAUUUCCAGCAGGCUGCUCCAUCAGUCCUGUAUCAUCUGCAUGUAAAUGAAAAAUGGUGAAUUCUGAACUUGAGGGACGCAUGUUCUGGUUUGCCUCUCCUCUGCCUCUUUUCACCCAGAUCUAUCCUCCUCCUGCAGCCUGAUCCUGUGUCCGUGUUUACGCAGGAGGAGGCCUGCUAGAUUGAACAGGACUUUGCCCCCAAUAAAGUGUGUGCAGGACUGCAGUCUCAGGAAAUGAAAGUUGUAAGAGGAAACCCCAGGAGCGGUGAAGUCUGUCAUAUACAGUGCUGUGAUGCCAAAAAGUCACAACUAUAGAAACACAUUGUUGCUAUACAGCUACGUAGAAAUCCCAGAUUCUUUCAGGGACAUUUAAAAGUCACAUGCACAAACAUAGUGUUUCCAUGGCUUUGCGACAAAUAAGCACAUUGGUAUAUCAGUCUGCAGGUUAACUGUCUGAAGACAUCACUAAUAGGGCUGUAGCUCUCUGCCUCCCCCUUCAAUUACUCCUCAAUUUAAGCAAGGGUGCCUUAGUUUACUAAACCAGACAUUGUGGCUUAGAGUUGCUUGCGAAUGUGGGCACUGCUUAUGAACACAGUACAGUGGUACCUCGGGUUAAGUACUUAAUUCGUUCUGGAGGUCCGUUCUUAACCUGAAACUGUACUUAACCUGAAGCACCGCUUUAGCUAAUGGGGCCUCCUGCUGCUGCUGUGCCGCCAGAGCACGAUUUCUGUUCUUAUCCUGAAGCAAAGUUCUUAACCUGAAGCACUACAGUGGUGCCCCGCAAGACGAAUGCCUCGCAAGACGGAAAAACCGCUAGACGAAAGGGUUUUCCGUUUUGAAGUUGCUUCGCAGGACGAAUUCCCCUAUGGGCUUGCUUCGCAAGACGAAAAUACCUUGCGAGUCUUGAGAUUUUUUUCGCUUUUCCCCCUUUAUCUAAUCUGCUAAGCCUUUAAUAGCCUUUAAUAGCCUUUUAGCAGCUAAUCCCCUAAGCCUUUAAGCCUUUAAUAGCCGCUAAACAGCUGAUAGCGCUAAUAGCGCUAAUCCGUCAAUGGGCUUGCUUCGCAAGACGAAAAAACCGCUAGACGAAGACUCUUGCGGAACGGAUUAAUUUCGUCUUGCGAGGCACCACUGUAUUUCUGGGUUAGCGGAGUCUGUAACCUGAAGCGUAUAUAACCUGAAGCGUAUGUAACCUGAGGUACCACUGUACAGACGUACCUCAGAAGUCGAACGGAAUCUGUUUCGGAAGUCUGUUCCACUUCUGAAAAGUUUGGAAACCAAGGGACGGCUUCCGAUUGGUUCCCGAUUGCACAGGCAUGCCAGAAACAAUAGCAGAAGCCACACCGGACGUUCAGCUUCCAAAAAAAAGUUUGAAAACCAGAACACACACUCCCAGUUUUCGAUUGUCCGAGAGCCAAAACGUUUGACUCCCAAGGCAUUCGGGAGCACAGGUAUGACUGUAUACAGUAAUCAAAAAAGUUUCUAUUAGAGGAAAAUGGAAAGGGAUGCUAUCAAAAAUUAUUGUAAAUUUGUCGGUGAUCAAUAAAUGCAAAAGCUAUGAUGUUUAGGUAGCUUUCCACAGGAGUUCCAAACUAGAGCUAAGCUCCCAUAAACGUCCCUGGGUUGCAAGCAAUAUCAACAUAUUCUACAACUCUGGGGCAACACUAGGGUUCACCUGCAAUAGAGUGUGCUUGUGUGUACAGAUAGAGCACUGUCACACAGGGGCUGGUGAUACUGUUCCUGAACGCUAGUGCUUUCAUCUACUUAAGUACCAGGCACAGGAAUGGUUUGCCAUGCAUGUUCAUCCCUGACUUUGGCCCAAAGCUCUGGAUGAUCUUUCCAGCUUCUUGGGACUCGGCCACAUUAAUAAAAAAACAGCACUUUGAACGCGUUAUAAACAUGCAACACUAGAUGGUUCUGGAGAGCAAAAAAUAAAUUCUUUGUGAUUUUACAUAGCGUUUCCCCCCCUUUUGUUAUAACCAUUUAAUGUAUGACUUAUUUAUAGCGUUUUUUUCCUGUGUGUAGACCCGCCCCUGAUCUGCAGCCUCCUCUCCACUGCUGCGGGUUAUGUCUUUGGCAAUGCAUGUCUUCUGCUAGUAUUAGGAGUUUGUGGGUCUGGCUCAUCUUGACCCCAGGAGCCUGCUGGGCAGAUAGUGGCCUUCCGCCCUCCAGCCUUUCCCCUUUCCCCUUCCCUUUUUCUUUUAUUUGAUUUACUAUUUUGAACUGCGUGGGUCAGUGGCUGUGCAUGGCACAGUGAAGAGGCUGACGCCAGGGAACAAUGUUGUGCAAAAUAUAUAAUGAAGCUUCUCAUGGGUUGCCAACAUGGUGCCAACAUGGGGCACACAUACGGCCCCCAGGACCUUCCCUUGUGCCCAGAGGGUCCCCCUUCUCCUUCCUCUGCUGAAAGAAGCCUUACUUAACCAUUAGCAGACUUUUUUCUAGCCUAAUUCCAUGAGGGGGGUGAUUACCAAGGGUGGGUAGUGGGACGUUGCAGUGCACAUCUGGUGCCCCCAACAGAUUCUCUGGUUUGCACAUGUGUCCACAAAUCCAACACAUGUGGUGCCCCCUGCAAUAUCUCCUCUUCUUUUUCUCCCCUUUGCUUAGGUGGGGCCUGGGGGUGGGAUGCAAAGCCAUUGGCCCGAGGUUGAUGGGCAUCCUUGUGUGUUUCUCAGGUUUGCAAGAAGAUGGUGAGACUCCACAGGUCAGCCAGAGCCUUGGAGAGCUUGUGCCUUUGACGGAGGAGAGACCGCUCUCUGCGCCAUGGCCCACCUGACGCGGCUGCUCCGGCGGCACUACGGCCCACUGAAGCUGGCUUUGGUGGGCGUCGUCUUUGUCAUCUUCCUCUUCAUCAUGCAGAGGGAUGUGAGCAGCGGGGAUCAAAGGGAGGAGCCCUGGCUGAAGAACAUUGUGGACAGGAAGGAUCAGAUGAUCGACAUCAUGAUGGGGGCGGUCAACAAUAUCCGGGACUCCAUGCCCAAGCUGCAGAUCCGGGCUCCGGUUCAGCAGGAGGCCCUGGAGCAAGACAGCAAGUCCUGCCUGCCCGGCUACUACACGCCCGCAGAACUGAAGCCCUUCAUGGAGCGCCCUCCGCAAGACCCCAACAGCCCGGGGGCCGAUGGCAAAGCUUUCAAGAAGGACCAGUGGACGCAAGAAGAGACGAAGGAGAAGGAGCGGGGCUACGAGAAGCACUGCUUCAACGCCUACGCCAGUGACCGGAUUUCCCUCCAGAGGGCUCUGGGACCAGACACUAGGCCUCCUGAGUAAGAACUUCAUCUUUGUCCACUCAGUAUAGAACUGGCAUAGGCAAACUCUGGCCCUCCAGAUGUUUUGAAACUACAAUUCCCAUCAUCCCUAACCACUAGUCCUGUUAGCUAGGAAUGAUGGGAAUUGUAGUUCCAAAAACACCUGGAGGGCUAGAGUUUGCCUAUGCCUGAUAUAGAAUAAUAAUAGUAAUAAUUUAUUAUUUAUACCCCACCCGUCUGGCUGGGUUUCCCCAGGCACUUUGGGCGGCUCCCAACAGAAUAUUAAAAACACGAUAAAACAUCAAAUAUUAAAAUUUCCCUAAACAGGGCUGCCUUCAGAUGUCUUCUAAAAGUCAGAUAGUUGUUUAUUUCCUUGACAUCUGAUGGAAGGGCGUUCCACAAGGCGGGCGCCUCUACCAAGAAGGCCCUCUGCCUGAUUCCCUGUAACCUCACUUCUCACAGUGAGGGAACCGCCAGAAGGCUCUCAGAGCUGGACCUCAGUGUCUGGGCGGAACAAUGGGGGUGGAGAUGCUCCUUCAGGUAUACUGGUCCGAGGCUGUUUAGGGCUUUAAAGGUCAGCACCAACACUUUGAAUUGUGCUCAGAAAAGUACUGGGAGCCAACGUAGGUCUUUCAAAACCAAUGUUAUAUGGUCUCAGCGGCCACUCCCAGUCACCAGUCUAGCUGCCAUAUUCUGGAUUAGUUGUAGUUUCUGGGUCACCUUCAAAGGUAGCCCCACGUAGAGCGCAUUGCAGCAGUCCAGGCAGAAGAUAACUAGGGCAUGCACCACUCUGGUGAGACAGUCUUUGGGCAGGUAGGGUUGAGUGGAUACAGGCAACCCUUAACUAAGUGAGUAACUGAGCAUUAUGAACAUACAGUCUCAUGGAGAGCCAGCCGUAUUCAGUGGGGGUGGGGAGCCUUUGUCAGCAUGAGGGCCACUUUCCCUUCUACGCAACCUUCCGAGGGCCACAUGCCAAGGAAGAGCAAAAGUGGGAGGAGCAAUAUUUUACCUGUGUGCAAUAGGCUAGUUCCUACACAAACUCUCUACUCUCCAUCCCGGCAAGCAAGAGGAAUUAUUAGUGUUCGCAAUCUAGUCAGGCAAAAACACUUGAGUUUGCAAAGUGAGACCAGUGCGGGGUGUAGCCUGGGGAGAGUUAAAAGUCCAGCAGACUUUGCAUCUCUGGAAGUUGCUUGGGCUGAACGAUGUUGCCUUGAAGUUGCCUGGAAUUUCCCGAGAUUAUUGGGGACUCAAAUAUUAGUCCCCUGUGUCCAAAUUUAUCCUCUGGCCUCUUGCAGGCCAUCCAACUUGGCAUAGUCUUGAUACAUGUCAUCUAACAGAAGUUGUCUCAUCCUCAUAUAUGUGCACUCUGGUGCAGAAUUAACCCUGGCCGAACUUGAAGAGUGUUAAAUUGGUCUUGGGGCAAUUGUGAGUAGUGUUAGGAAAUCAUUUCAAUAUUUGAUAUAACAGUUGUUACAAGACUUCAUUUCUGAGCUGGCAUGCAGCGGCAUCUAGCAUGUGAUUGUGAUGGCAUAAUUGAUAAGCAGUGGUACAAUUUUUUUAAAAAAAUAAGGUAUUUAUAGGCCAUCUUUUAGGGCAAGGACACCAACAAGGCCAAUAAAAUGCAGUAGGAAGAAUCAAAAUGGCAAACACCAUAAACAUGUAACAUUAAGAUAUCUUUAAAAACAUUAAAAUAUAUAGCCACUAGGAUGACCAUGGCAGCAAAGAUUACAUUUGUUGUUUAGUCGUUUAGUCGUGUCCGACUCUUCGUGACCCCAUGGACCAGAGCACGCCAGGCACUCCUGUCUUCCACUGCCUCCCGCAGUUUGGUCAAACUCAUGCUGGUAGCUUUGAGAACACUGUCCAACCAUCUUGUCCUCUGUCGUCCCCUUCUCCUUGUGCCCUCCAUCUUUCCCAACAUCGGGGUCUUUUCCAGGGAGUCUUCUCUUCUCAUGAGGUGGCCAAAGUAUUGAAGCCUCAGCUUCACGAUCUGUCCUUCCAGUGAGCACUCAGGGCUGAUUUCCUUCAGAAUGGAUAGGUUUGAUCUUCUUGCAGUCCAUGGGACUCUCAAGAGUCUCCUCCAGCACCAUAAUUCAAAGCAUCAAUUCUUUGGCGAUCAGCCUUCUUUAUGGUCCAGCUCUCACUUCCAUAAGCUGAAAGAUGACAUUAGACCAGCUUAAUACCAUUAAAACCAGCUGGAUGUGUAGCUUGCUUACUUCAGGGAGCACUUUCCACAUUGUCUUCUUUGGCAAAGAAUUCUUACAUGCACCCUAUGCAACCUUUGCAAAUUUGCCGUGUAUGCAUACCAUGUUGUUUUGCUUCAUCUCCACCCACUGUGAAUGAAUAAUGUGCUCUGUAACACACCCAAUGUUGCCCUUUAUCUAUAUGUCGCAGAGAAAGAUCCAUUGUGAUAGGGAAAGUAUAUUCCAGGAAGAUUGUCUCCUGUUGAUGAUCUUUCCAUUGAGAAACUCCAAGGAUUCAGGAUUCCUUAGCACAGCCUUUGACAGCCAGGUGCCCUCUGCCUGUCGUGGACUACAACUCCCAUCAUCCUUGACCAUGCUGGCUGGGGCUGAUGGGAGCUGAAGUCUAAAGUACGCAUCAGGUUGGCAAAGGUUGCCUUGAAGAUCGUUCAUUAGCAUAUUUUGAAGACAGUGGGGAGAAUUCAACAUCACGCUAUUAUGAUAAUUUCUGCUUGCCUGACAGGAUGGUCUCCCUUCUGCUCUCCCUGUGUGUUGUUCUGGGGUUCCUCCUGACACACCCCCUCAAGCCUAUUAGGGAGGGAGGAGAGCGUAGAAAACCCCAUUGCACUAGAUGGAGUCCUCGCGCUGGCUCCCACUAGCACAACCAUUUUGUGGAAUUUGGAUCAAUAUGUAAUUAAUUAGUAUAAAAGCAUCAGUACAGUAGAAUGGCUAGAACAUUGAACUAGGACCAGUGGUAGAUGUGGGUUUAAACUCCCACUCAGCCAUAAAGUUCGCUGGGUGACCUUGAGCCAGUCACACACUUUCUUAGCGUGGAAGGGGCUACAACUAAGAACAUUGCUUCCAGCUCCUAGGAAUACAAGUUGUUUGCAUUAUUAUUAUUAUUAUUAUUAUUAUUAUUAUUAUGGUUUCGUAUUUGAAGCAUAUAAAAACAACUAAGAGAUUCCAACAUGUCUGAAGCUUUCCAAUUGUGAGGAUAUUAUUUUUUAACAUCACUUUUUUUUAUAUAAGAUAUUUAUUGAGAUUUUCAAAAUGUUACAAAAUAAAAAUAAAAGAAGAAGAAAAUACAAAAUAAAAAUGGUUAAAAACAACUCAAUCUUUCCAUUACUUAUUUUUCAUUAGCUUGUUUCCCGGACCUCCUCACGCCUCCCUUUUUUUGUAUUCCAGUUCGGUUUGUUGGUUCAGCAAAUCCUUACCCUCUUUGUUUAUCCUAGUCUUUAAUCUUAAAAUAUUGUAACGUUAAAUUUUUACCUAUUAAUAAUCCAUUUUUCAUAUUCCCUUAUAGUAUUACAGCUGAAAACCACUUAAUUUCUAUCCAACAUCAUUCUAACGUUCAUUAAUUUUACAAUAUUUCUGUAGAUAGUCUUUAAAUUUCUUCCAAUCUUCUUCCACUGACUCUUCUCCCUGGUCUCGGAUUCUGCCGGUCAUUUCCGCCAGUUCCAUAUAGUCCAUCACCUUCAUCUGCCAUUCUUCCAGAGUGGGUAGAUCUUGUGUCUUCCAAUACUUUGCAAUGAGUAUUCUUGGUGCUGUUGUGGCAUACAUAAAAAACGUUCUGUCCUUCUUUGGCACCAAUUGGCUGACUAUGCCUAGGAGAAAGGCCUCUGGUUUCUUCAAGAAGGUAUAUUUAAAUACCUUUUUCAAUUCAUUAUAUAUCAUCUCCCAGAAAGCCUUAAUCCUUGGGCACGUCCACCAAAGGUGAAAGAAUGUACCUUCAGUUUCUUUACAUUUCCAACAUUUAUUAUCGGGCAAAUAAUAAAUUUUUGCAAGCUUGACUGGGGUCAUGUACCACCUGUAUAUCAUUUUCAUAAUAUUCUCUCUUAAGGCAUUGCAUGCCGUAAACUUCAUACCUGUGGUCCAUAACUGUUCCCAGUCAGCCAUCAUUAUGUUAUGUCCAACAUCUUGUGCCCAUUUAAUCAUAGCAGAUUUCACCGUUUCAUCCUGAGUAUUCCAUUUCAACAGCAAGUUAUACAUCUUUGACAAAAUCUUAGUUUUGGGUUCUAACAGUUCUGUUUCUAAUUUUGAUUUUUCCACCUGGAAACCAAUUUUCUUGUCCAAAUUAUAUGCCUCCAUUAUCUGAUAAUAAUGAAGCCAGUCUCGCACUUUGUUUUUAAUUUCUCAAAACUCUGCAAUUUCAGUCUAUCUCCAUCUUGUUCCAAAAUUUCCCAAUAUUUCGGCCAUUUGACCUCCAUAUUGAGCUUUUUCAGAGCUUUCGCUUCCAUUGGUGACAGCCACCUAUUUUUUAACAUCUCAUUGAAAUUGUGAAUGUGGAGUUCAAAAUUCUCAUUUAGAAGUUGUUUGGUUAGUGUUUGGGUUUCAUUUGUUUGUUUGUUUGUUUGUGCUGAGCUUUAAGUAUUUUGCAAAUGUUCAUUUUGGCUCUAAUUAAAAGACCAUUCAAAAUUUGUGAACUGUUGACCACCUGGCAAUACUGGUUGAACUGUUCUGGUGAAAAUAACUCUGUAGCUACUACUUUGGACCAUUUGAGGUCUGUGAUGGGGGGGUUGCUAUCAAGAAGGUCUCCCCAUAUCCAGCUGCCUGCACAGAUUCCUGGGCACUGUCUACUGAAGAAGUGGCAAUUGGCAGGCAGCUAGGGGCAGGAGGUGCAUUUCCUUCUCCCAAAAUCCCCUCUGCUAAGAGCUGAAAUCUUGCUGGUUCUCAUCCGUGGUGAAGAAAAAGGCUUGAGGUGCGUUUCUCCCUUUUUAAUUAUCCACGGCUACCCCUUCUCCUCCUGCUUUCCCCUACCUUCUACGCCCCACUAGCGUCCCAUUUAUCAAGCAGCAAGCGUUUACAAUUGCAACCCUCUCUUCCCCCCCCCCACCAACCCAAGUUCAAAAACUUUUUUAUUCCCUCCGUUGCCCGCCCUUGGUUUUGUUCCGUUCCUUCCCACUUCUAACAGUUUCGGCGCCCCUUUCCAUUUCUCCUUCUUCACUUUGCUUGCCAAGUGGAACAGACACGGCUUACAGUACAGCAGGGGGGCAAAGAAGGAGUCAAACGUGACCCGUAUUCCCCCGCCUCCCCUGUGGUCUGAGGCCACUGCGGCUUCUCAUAGAGGGGAGAUAAGUCAGUCAAGGCCUUGCGGUGGGUGGGAAGAAGUGAGCCAACAAAGGCAACCCGAAUAAUGGCUCCAAAAAAAAACUAGGCUGAAGGGGGAGCGAUUGCAGACAGUCUCUCUCCUCUCCUUACCUCCCGCCCUCCCAGCGACCGAUUAUUUCUGCCUAGCAGGUGUAGAUGUCACAAUGGAAGAAUGCGCUGUUCUAGGCAGGGAGUUGCAAGAAUGUUAUUCAGUCAACCAAAGAGGCAUAAACCAAUUUAAAUUAAAGUGCAAAGCCCUCCCAGAACCAAAAACCAUAAAUCGGGAGAGCUGGGGAAAUUGGCUCAGAUGGAGGGAGCCCAUGAAUGAAACUUUUAUUGUUGAGCACUUUGGGGGGGGCAGGGGGAGAGGCAGAAGAAAAACCUGAUCUACCAUGUGGAACAUAGUCCCCCUUUUGAUGUGGACCAGAGGUAUGCGGCAUGUAAGGGACUCGUCUGCCUUCCUGCUGGAAAAUUCAGAGAGAAGGGUAUGGGCAUUGAAAUCAAAAGAGAUUGAUGGGAAGGGGAGCAAGUUGUAGAAAUUAUUUAAAGCCUUGGACUUUCUUUUUUUUCUCACCUCGUGUUUUCACCAAGAAAUGCUUCGUGUUGCAUGUCCUGGAAAUGUUACAUAUAGAAUCAGAGAAUCGUAGAAUUGGAAGGUACUCCAAAGGUCAUCUCGUCCAACCCACUGCAAUGCAGGAAUGUCAACUAAACCAUCCAUGAUUUAUGGCCAUCCAACCUCGGCUUAAAAACCUCCAAGGAAGGAGAGUCCUCAACCUCCCUUGGGAGACUGUUCUACUGUCUCUCUUCAAAUAUCUCAAGGGCUGUCACAUGGAAGCGGAGACAAGCUUUUCUCCUCCUGGUCCGGAGGCCAGGACCCUAACCAAUGGCUUCAAGUUACAAGGAAGAAGAUUCCGACGAAACAUCAGGAAAAACUUUCUGACAGUAAGAGUUGAUAGACAUAGGGACGCGGGUGGCGCUGUGGGUUAAACCACAGGGCCUAGGACUUGCCGAUCAGAAGGUUGGCGGUUGGAAUCCCCGCAAUGGGGUGAGCUCCCGUUCCUCGGUCCCUGCUCCUGCCAACCUAGCAGUUUGAAAGCACACCAGUGCAAGUAGAUAAAUAGGUACCGCUCCAGCGGGAAGGUAAACUGCGUUUCUGUGCGCUGCUCUGGUUUGCCAGAAGCGGCUUAGUCAUGCUGGCCACAUGACCCAGAAGCUGUAUGCUGGCUCCCUCAGCCAAUAAAGUGAGAUAAGCGUCACAACCCCAGAGUCGGUCACGACUGGAUCUAAUGGUCAGGGGUCCCCUUUACCUUUACCUAGAAUGGUCUCCCUCAGGAGGUUGUGGGCUCUCCUUCCUUGGAGGUUUUUAUGAUUCUGUGGUCAUAAGUUCUACCUGCUUAAAACUCCCAUAAAUAGUUAUGGUCUUGGCAGGGUUGGCCCAAGACAUUUUGCUGCCUGAGGCAACAGACAAGAUGUGUCUCCCCAACACCAUCAUCUCAUGUGUAAAAGCUGAGAAGACUGCCAAUUGAAUCCUCCUUCAAGACUGGCAGUGAGGUAGCAGCAUUCACACAUACAGUGGUACCUCGGGUUAAGAACUUAAUGUGUUCUGGAGGUCUGUUCUUAACCUGAAACUGUUCUUAACCUGAAGCACCACUUCCUGCGCAAUUUCUUAACCUGAAACUGUUCUUAACCUGAAGCACCGCCACUGCGCAAUUUCUGUUCUCAUCCUGAAGCAAAGUUCUUAACCCGAGGUACUAUUUCUGGGUUAGCGGAGUCUGUAACCUGAAGCGUAUGUAACCCGAGGUAUAAGCAGAGCUCAUGGUGAUCCCUCUAGCAUUUGGGGACGGUGAUACUCAGUGGCAGUACACACUACUCUGGUCUAUUCUGUGGGAGCGGGGUAGCCAAAUGGUUGGUUGCUGAUGCCCCCCUCCCAAUAUCUGCUACCCGAGGCCAUUGCUUCACUCUGCCUCAUGAUUAUUAUUUUUUUAAUGAUAUUUAUUGGAAAAAAAUUUGAGUUACAGAGAAAAAACAAAGCAGAAAAGGAAAAAAGAAAAAACAAACCACAUCAAACAAUACAAAUUAAAAAAACAAAAAUACACCACAAACAGACAAAAAUAAAUCCAUCAUUCUCAAAUCCUCAACUCUCAUUACCUUCUUUCUUUGACCUCCUCCUCCUCCCUUUUUUUGUAUCCUAGUUAAUAAUUAUCGCAGCAAAUCCUUUCCAUAUUUCAUAAUAUUCUGUCAUUACAUUACCUUAAUCUAUUUUCAUCUUAUCUUAUAGAAAACCUUAAAACUUAAAACUUAAAUCUUAUUUUUACCGACUUCUCACAACCAUAAUAUUCUUACCUAAUUCUUUAAACAUUUUUGCUAGAGCCAAGUAAUUUCGUUCCAACAUUUUUCUAACAUUCAUCAAUUUUAUAAAACAAUCCUGGUAAUAAAAAAAAAGAAAUAAAAACAAUCCAAUCUUCAUCCAGCAUCCCUUCCUCCUGGUCCUGGGUUUUGUCAGUCCUUUUUAUCCCAUCGAUCUAGCGCAUUAACCUGGUAACCUUAUAUCCGAGGCCCUUAAGUCUCUUCCAUGUCCCUUCCGCAGCUCUUCUUCAUAUUCUCCUUUCACUCGUGGGAACUCCAGCUUGGUGAUGUUUUUGACCCUUUUCAACAAAUCAGCCCCUUUUCCAUAGUCCAGACUCAACUCCAUGUGGUAUUUAAAAACAUGUUUCAGAAUCCCUCCAAAAUUGAGAGCCCCCACAGCUCCAAACAUCUCACGGCCCAUUGCCAGACUCAGAAAGUCCAAACAUCCCUGCAUAGGGGGGUCUAUCCAACCCCCCAUUUCCAAACCAAUCCAAACUUUAUCUUUCCAAAUCUGGCUUUUUCCAAGUUCAUUUGUCAAAUCCAAAAGCUCAUGUUCCUGCAAGGCCGCAGCUCCCUCCAUCUCUGGCGCCCAAGAUUCAGCAACAUCCUCUUCUCUCAUCUGCUCUGUCAGGACACACUCCUGAUCUAAUUCCUGGGUGGGCUCCACAUAGUUUCCCACUGCCUGUUCAAAAAUUCUGACCGCAUUAGUCAUCAAAUCCGUCUUCUCAUUUAACUGUUCCAAUAGGGCACUUGUUUUACAGAGAGCACACAACAGAGCCUCUGAAUACAUUGUCCUACAAGGUCACAAGUCCAUUCCCACGAUUGUAAUCUGUGACAGCUGCAAGCUCCCUGGAAUUAGUUACAGUUUCACAGUCUCCCUCUAGGGGGAGAACUUCUAUUUGUUCUUUCAACAGAGUAUCCUUUUUGAGAUACUUUGUCAAUAUUUGUUCCUUUAAAAUGCGAAAGGAAACAGUGGAAUCACUAUGUUUCUCUUCUUUUAACUAUCUGUCAAAAACGUUUGUCUCUGGUCAAUGAGCUUCAAACGUCAGUCCUGACACCCCGCUCCAGGAUCAGGACGGUGGAAAGUUACUUUACUUUAAACUCACUUCUGCAAGUUUAAACAGUCCAAAAAAGAUCCCCCUUCCUCUCCUGCUGCCGAAGGGGGGUUCAACAAUUUUAAAUGAUGAAAGCCAAUCCUUUAGAAGCGAUUUUCUGAGCUCUAGUUUACGUUGUCUUUGCUUUAUUCUGUCUACAAAGAAACGGAAGGCUGACUUCCUGUUUAGACCUUCCCGUUUCAGUACCAAAUUGAAGUAAAUUUUUAAGUCCAAUUCCUUUCUGCUCGCAAGUCCUUAUUUAAAGUCCGAUUGUUCAAAGUUUAAGUACUCACGGGUGCUUAUUUUAGAAGCCAAAUUGUCCCAGGAAAAAGGCAGCGCUCUCCGGCAACGGCUAUGCAGCUUCGCUCCACGGAAAUAGCAGUUGACUCACAGCACCGCGCCACUUCCCCCUCUUCGCUUCGGAGCCCGUUAGUGGGUUCCUUUGCGGGUUGGGGGGGCGCUAAGGGUGCCCGCUGAGUCCCAUGGUCACAGGCUUCAUCCGCCUGUGAUUUUUAACAGGGUCCCCGCUUCGCCGUAGCGGAAAAGACCCGUUUCACCGCUCUGCCUCAUGAUAGAGCCGACCCUGGUUUUUAGCAGCAUAGAAACCAAUCUCUAUCUGGUUUAAAGAGAAGCUUUUAAGAUUCUCUACAGGAAUGGGGAAGAUGUAGCUCUUUGGGUGAUUCCCAAACAAUCAUUCUUGACUGUUGGACCUACUGGCUGAGGCUGAUGGGAGUUGUAGUCCAACCAUAACUGGAGGGUCACAUGUAGCCCCAUCUCUGCUCUAGUAACUAGAGGGGGAACAGAACAACCCUUCUUUCAUCUCAUGCACCCCACGGAUUUGAUGUUCCUUUUGUAGGUGCAUCGACCAAAAGUUCAAACGCUGCCCGCCCCUCCCGACCACCUCCGUUGUCAUCGUCUUCCAUAAUGAGGCCUGGUCAACCUUGCUUCGCACUGUGUUCAGCGUCCUGUACUCCUCCCCAGCUAUAUUGCUAAAGGAAAUCAUUCUUGUGGAUGAUGCCAGUACAGAUGGUAAGUACAGUCUCUUGGGAGCUGGAGGCACGUGGGCUUCACCCUGAAAGGCAGAACAAACCUCUUGCUUUUGCAGAAGGGCUCUAGGGAUGAGGGAGACAUUUGAUUUGAUUUGAAGGUGAACCUACCUAAGUCACACUUUCUGGAACAAUAUGCAAACUGAAACACAGCCCUCCUCCGAAAUUCACGCUUCCCUGAAUUUUGCAAUGCAGUCAUUCCACCAAGUAACACCCACAAAAAUCCAUUAUAUUAGGGCAAAGUAUGCAUAUAUAGGGACGUGGGUGGCGCUGUGGGUUAAACCACAGAGCCUAGGACUUGCUGAUCAGAAGGUCGGCUGUUCGAAUUCCUGCGACAGGGUGAGCUCCCGUUGCUCGGUCCCUGCUCCUGCCAACCUAGCAAUUCGAAAGCACGUCAAAGUGCAGGUAGAUAAAUAGGUACCGCUCCGGCGGGAAGGUAAAUGGCAUUUCUGUGCACUGCUCUGGUUCGCCAGAAGUGGCUUAGUCCUGCUGGCCACAUGACCCGGAAGCUGUACGCCGGCUUCCUCAGCCAGUAAAGAGAAAUGAGCGCCGCAACCCCAGAGUCGUCCAUGACUGGACCUAAUGGUCAGGGGUCCCUUUACCUUUACCUUUAUGCAUAUAUAAAUGCAUAUAUUAAUGAAAAUAACAUGCAAACGUGCAGUAUGGGGAAAUUGCUUUGCAAAAAAGUAUGAGGAGAAAUUCCAAAUAAAAUGCUGACAAAUUUUCAUGAGGACUUUUUGGGUUUUAAAAAAAUCGCAAAUUGCUGUGGAAAUGUGGAGAGCUGAAUAUUUACCCAAUUGUUCUUUAUUUUGAAAUAUUUAUCCAUUGUGAUUAUUGGUGCUGUUUCUGCAGCUGCUUUCAUUCUUCUUUAAGGAAAACCCCUGCCAGUUUUUUGCCAGCAGAGGUGAGAUUCAGAGCUCAACCUAACUAGUAGUCCUGAAAGAGAACUUGCCAGAGAGGAAAUAUACAAGUAAAUCUGGUAGUGGUCAGAUACUGGUGUAGUUGGGUUUACCCAGGAAGUGAAUAACCUUUAGGCUCUGCCUUUUGCAGUUUUCCUUUCCUGAGGCAUUGCUGUUAGAAUGCACCCUUCAACUUGAUUCACAUUGUGGCAGGUUGUUGAUGGUUUUGCUUUUGUUCUGUUUAUAUUGGGGGGGGGGUGUUUUAAUCCUGCUACAGUCGUACCUUGGAUCUUGAAUACCUUGGCUCCCGAACUAAUAGGCUCCUGAACGAUCGAAACCCGGAAGUGAGUGUUCCGGUUUAGAACAAUUUUCGGAAACAGAAUGGCGUCCGGGGCUUCCAGUUGGCUGCUGGAGUUUUCUGCAGCCAAUCAGAAGCCAUGCUUUGGUUUCUGAACAUUUUGGAAGUCAAAUGGACUUCUGGAACGGAUUCCAUUCGACUUCCAAGGUACGACUGUAUUUGACUAUUUCUGCCAUUUGACUGGAGACACAUUUUCCCAUGAUCUGUAGAUGUGACAGGCCAUAUUUAGCUCCCUUCUGGGAAUAAAUUGCUCCCUUGGGCAACUUUAGUAACCACAAGCUGGCAUUUAGUAAUCUAAAUUGGUUGUGCCCGAGGUUAGGAUAAUGACACAGUUCAACCUCAGGACUUCCCAGGGGUGGAGCAGGGAGAUGAAGAGGAUCUGUUCUCCUGAAUCUCAGCUACUCAGGUUCUCAGAAGGCUGUUGAACUCAUCAAGGAGGGUUUGUGAGUUCUUUUUAACAUAUCAGCUAGUCUAAUGUAGAUAGUUAUUUAAUCCCUGAUUUGCUUGCACAAAGCUUACACGGGGGUUAGAUUCUUUCCAAACUUUAUUGAACAUUUGUUCUGAUUUGUUUGCAGAGCAGUCAUACGUCAAGUAAUAUUUGUUUUGUGUUCACACUGAUUUGCUUGUGGGAUGUUUGAUAUGUUUUACCAUUCAUCUAUUCAUCCCACACUUCUCCGCGCAUUCCCCAUUGCUUUCCUAACUGCAAAAGUCCCCUUUUGUACUGGAUUUGUUGCACUGGGGAAAUGACAGAGCCCUUUAAUCCACUUUAGCUGCUCAAAUCUAAAGUACUAGUUUGUGCUUGAGUCCCUCCUGCAAAAUAAUGACAGACUGAAGGCAGCAAAUCUUUAAUCUCUGUCCAUCUCUUAUGCUUGGAAUUCUACUCCCCUAAUACCUGCUUAGCUCUUCCUUCCUUCCUUCCUUCCUUCCUUCCUUCCUUCCUUCCUUCUUUUAGAAAAUGCCAUCACUUCUGUUUGGGCCUUUGAGCAGGUAUACAGUGUGUUCACCAUCUCCAAAGCAAAUGCUCUGCUGGGAGUGUUGCUUAAUUUCCAUCUGAGCAUGGCUUCUGGGAAGGUUAAGAAUGCAUGCAAGUAUUGGCUAGCAUGGUAUGCCUGGGCACGGAAAUGAUAGGUGUUUGGCCCUAAAUCUCUGUGGUCAGUGGGAAGAAAAAUUAAAUGCCUGUUCAGCUUGUCAUACUGUUGUUGGUGCAAGACUUCUGUUGCCUUCUGAAUCUUGUGCUGCAAUAAAUUAGGUGACCCAGAGUAUCAGAACUGUAUGCUUAACACUUGCACACAUCAAAUAGAAGCCCACUUCCUUGUGGGUUUUGUUCUGUUCUGUUCUGUUUUGGGUUUUUGCCGGUUCUUCCAUCCAAAACAUUUGGAUGCUACAUCUAGUCCAGGGGUAACCAAAAUUGUCCCCUCCAGAUAUUGUGGACUACAACUUCCAUCUUCCCUGACCACAGACUAUGCUGGCUGAGGCUGAUGGAAGUUGUUUAUUAAGUAUCACCAAGUGCUCGGUGCACUUCCAGACUGUCGCUAUUUUCGGGUGAGACUCAACCGCAUAACUGGCCAAUUCAGGUUGUGCAACUAUAAUUGACUGGUAGGUCUUGCGCAACAAACCCGUUCCUCAAAAGAUCAGCCUUUCUGUGCUAGAAAAGUGAUGGGGAAAUGCAGUAGGAAACAGGUUGGGACACUUAAUUUGAUUUAAUGUCAUCUAGCCUCCCUGCAAACAAAGCAGAAUGAAUGUUCAAUAAAUAGGUCAUCUGGAAGCACCUGUUUGGAGGGAGGGGAAGUGUGUGUGUGUGUGUGUGUGUGUGUGUGUGAGAGAGAGAGAGAGAGAGAGAGAGAGAGUGUUACUGCAACAGGCUAGCACAGCUACCAUUUACCGUAUUUUUCACCCUAUAGGAUGCACCGUCCCAUAAGGCGCACCUAGGUUUUUUUGGGGGGGAAUAAAAGGGAAAAAAUUAUUUCCCCCCCAGGCGCGGGGCUGGGGUGGAGGAAGCCCAAGCUUCCUCCGACCCCAGCCCCCAGAACAGGCAGCUCUCUGCAAGCCGUGGGAGCCCAGCGCCGGCUCCCGCUGCUUGCAGAGAGGUCCGCGAAGCCUGGGCGCACUGAGCUCAGCGCGCGCAGGCUUCAGCAUGCAGGCAACUCUCCGCAAGCGGCGGGAGCCCAGCGUCGGCUCCCGCUGCUUGCGGAGAGCUGUGCGAAGCCUGGAGAGCGAGAGGGGUCGGUGCGCACCGACGCCUCUCGCUCUCCAGGCUUCAGCGAAAGCCUGCAUUCGCCCCAUAGGACGCACACACAUUUCCCUUUCAUUUUUGGAGGGGAAAAAGUGCGUCCUAUAGGGCGAAAAAUACGGUAUAUGGCGGUUGCCUCCAUUUCACAGCCGUUGUUUUUCUUGGUACUGCGCUGCCUGUUCCUGCGGAUGCUGUUUCAAGCGGUCUCUUCCGUGCAGCUGCUUUUCAAGUUUGUCUCAAAACCCGAUGCGGCAGAAGAGCAAAAGCAGGCCGUGUCUCACCACAGUGACUUGAACCGCUUCCUGCCAUGCGCCACACCUGGCAGUGAGCUGAGUGCCCAGAGAAGGACUAGGCCUGGAUUCUAAGGGAUGCCUUCUAAACAACCCUCUCAAGGUUUACACCGGGGAUAGUUACAAACACAAAAAACUGCAAAUACGUUGAAAACAAGACUUAAAACCCUCCCCUAACACUCCAUACUUCCCUGUACAAAGGGCCUGCAAGACAGGGCUGUUCCGCCUGGCCUUUGGUUUGGACUUGGUCUGACCCUUAUGUUUCCCUCCUCUUAUGGUCUUGAUUUAUCAGCUACUUUAAAAUGAGGCUGCAUUUUAAAUUGCAUUUUAACCUGUAUUUUAAAUUGGGGUUCCCCCCUCUCUUUUCCCCCUGUUAUGUUUUUACUGUGAUUUUAUUGGUGUUAGCCACCCUGAGCCUGGCUUUGUCCAGGGAGGACAGGGUAUAAAUAUCAUUUAUUUAUUUUAGAGCCAGUGUGGUGUAGUGGUUAAGAGCGGUGGACUCGUAAUCUGGUGAACCGGGUUCACUUCCCCGCUCCUCCAGAUGCAGCUGCUGGGUGACCUUGGGCUUGUCACACUUCUCUGAAGUCUCUCAGCCCCACUCACCUCACAGAGUGUUUGUUGUGGGGAGGAAGGGAAAGGAGGUUGUGAGCCGCUUUGAGACUCCUUCGGGUAGUGAUAAAGCGGGAUAUCAAAUCCAAACUCCUAUUAGAAUUGCUCCAUUGUUCCAGAUGCUUUUGCCCUUGGUGCCCUGCCCCCAGAAGGAAAUGCGUCCCCCCCAACUGCAAAAGCUUCUCCACUCCUGCCCUCCCCGCUCCUGUCCCCAUCCCCUCCUUCUCUUCUCUUCUCCUUGCCCUGCUUAUUCCAGUCCGAAUCCAUGACCACUUAUUAGUUUUUAAUAUGUUAUGAAGGGGCAAAAGAGGAUAUGUUAAGCAGCUUUUUUACAAAAAGGUUUUAAAAUUGUGCUCGGAACGAAUCUCACCUUUUGCAUCAUUCCUUUUCCACGCAGUUGCCAGGCUUCUGAGCGCUGUGCCCCUCUAACACUUGAUACCCUCUGUUCCAGACUACUUGAAAGACGAGUUGGACAGCUAUGUGAAGCAACUGCAGAUAGUGAAGGUCGUCCGGCAGCUGGAAAGGAAGGGCUUGAUCACUGCCCGGUUGCUGGGUGCCAGCGUUGCCACGGGAGACGUGCUCACUUUCCUAGAUGCUCACUGUAAGUCGCAACUCUCUCCACUGGCGAGCUCAGUCCUCGAUGUGGGGCUUCUAGAGGCAAAAUAUUGCCAAGGCUGGCAACUCUGUCUUGCUUCGCAAAGCCAGCACACACACAGUGCUGUGCACGUGGUUGGAUUGCUGUACCGCUGAGGCUAGUUUGCAAACUUCUGCUAACAGCAGCAUCCAAUCAUGAGUUGCGGCAGAUCAAACAUCACAGAUAUGAGUCUGGCCACUGCCUCGGGUGCUGUGCUUCUCAACCUGAGCUGCUACACAAGAUCAGUUGUUGGUGAUCAACUGCAGAAGAACAACGUGGUUUCUCUGUACGUGUGCAUCAAUGUGGUUGGCAGCUGAAAGUGUGGGCAGACUCGGCUCAGCAGGACCGUGCGUUAGGAGAUGAUGUGAGGCUCAAAGGACUCACACACACGUACAUGGCAUCAACUGGCUGAUCCAAAGGUAGAGAAAUCAAGAGACUUACAUGCAUGUGUGCAUGUACUCUUUUAUUGGGGGUGAGAGUGAGGAACCCUGAUUUGGUAAUGUUCUGCUCAUGGAAGGCACAAUAGGAUACAGCCCCGUGCUGUGCAUUAUGAAAAUGGCAUGCAUGUUUUCGUUCUCUCUUUCUCAUCAUCAUCAAUCUUUAUUACGGUCCAGAGACCCAACAAAUCAUUACAAAGCAAUACACAAUUCAUACAGCCUACCUCCAGGUUAAACAAGCAUUUUGUUUAGAAUAUAGGGAUCAUUUGUUCUUGCAACCACCAAUAAAAACUUUGCCACUGCUAAUGUUCUAGCAUUUGUCCGGUCUUCCAGGAGGAACCUGACAUAGUGAGCCUCUGAUUUUCCCAGGAAAGGUACCAGAAAGGGUAGUAUCAGUUCAGCCCUGGCUUGCUCAUAUUUUGCACAAUGCAGCAAAAUAUGUUUUAUGGAAUCAAUGUCUUGAGCACACGAGCAAAGUCUGUCCUGGUAGGGAACUCCUCUCAACCUGCCAUCCAACACUGCAGAAGGAUUGACUUCCAAGAUGGCGCCGUUAGUGGUAGCAUUGACUUGAGCUCCGCAUCAGCUGAUGCGGUUUUUAUUAUUUUUAUCAGUCUUUUAUUAGCUUUUAUCAGCCGCAGUAUUUUAUCUCUAUCAUUUGGCAGCUAUUAUAUUCACAAAAGCUUGAGUUAAGGGCUUGAGUUAAAAGUCUUAGAGAAAGUCUUAGAAAGUCUCUUUCUUUCUAUUCGCACAAAGUGUGGCUUUCUUUGGGACGCAAUUUAUUUGUCCCUGCCCUGGCUAUUGCAUCAAUAGCAGAAUAGUGUAUUUUUGAAGGAGGCUAAAAAGUAAAAGCCAAAAGGAAGGAGAUUUAUCCUCCCCACAGUGCAUAGCAACAGAGCUAUGUGGGGCCUGUCGUAGUUCCAGACCCUUUCUGGCUGGGCUGAAUUUUGUUGAAGGAACUCAAGGAGGCCUCCACGCAGAUACAGCAGGAUGGCCUCAUGGCGUUAUGGUCUCACAAUGGACUACAACUCCCAUCAUCCCUAGCCAUUGUCUGCGUUGGCUGGGGCUGAUGGGAGUUGGAGCUGAACAACCUCUGGAGGGUCACAUGUUUCACCCAAACAUGUAUUUGGGGACCCAUUUCUUUUUCUUUCUUUCUUUUAUUAUAGAUUUAAUGGUGAUAAUGCUCCUGUUGAGACCCACCUUGGAUCAGGCUGCAACUCACCAGCGGGUCCCAACCCGCUAGUAGAAAACUAGUGCUUUAGUGUAUUGCAUUGGGAUGUUUUCUCAAUGUUACCACCAGAGGUCAAUGUGCAUUUUCACAGUGGCUUUGCACAAUAUUUUUGGACCCUGAAAUGGUUAUUGCGUGGCGAGUUCCCGCCCCCCACCAGGGAGAAAUAAAGACACUGGAGUAUUAAGGUUAAAUGGGCGAAUUAGGCCACAACUUUAUUGAUUUCAGGAAUGAGAGGUAUUGGCUUAGGCACUGGUCCUAUCAACUAGCCAGCUCCAGCCCGAUUGCAUGAAGACCAGCAUGGGUUAACACCAUAAGGGGUGUUGCUGAGGCACGUCAACUAGGAGCUCCCCCGGGUCACCACUCGGGGGCGUGCCUUAGGCCCUCACCUCCAUAGGCUUCAGACAGGGCCACGCCCCCCCCCCCGGAAUCCUUUAUCGGACUACCCUUAGCUUUUGGGGGGAGGUGAUGGCGUUUCCUCCCCACACACACAUCCUCUUAACCCCUUCUUACCAAUGCCUAACCGCCAAUACCAAGGAGUUGUGAUGAGUUGCUACGAGGUAGGUGAAAAACCAAUUGGCUGAAAUUGCCAAUUGGGAAAAAUUCCUACCAGGCCCCUUGCGGCGACCAACCAAAGCCCAUAGCAAAGUCAGAAGCCUACCUAAAGGGAGGGAGGGUGGGAAAAAACAUGCAGGCUGGCGCAGCGAAAAGAGGGUGAGCCCGGCCGCGCUGGCCCUAAAUAGGGCAGGCCACGCCCCCCAGCCACCCGAUUGGCUGGCUGGGUUGACGACGCGGCCGGGAUUCCCUCAGUCUCGCGGGGGCUGGAGGCCCGCAACCCCACCUCCUCCGCAGGCUCGGAAAUGGUUUUCCAGAACGUAAAUCAGUUCCAAGCUAUGAAAUUAGAAGUAUGAGAAGUCAGGGAGAGCCCUGAUAUUAGCAUCCAGUUAUUUGGAGUUUUCCAGUUCUGGGCAUCUAUAAUAGUGUGGUAGACUGUUAGGCAGCAGACAUUUUAAUAAAAAUUGCUUCUGUGUACAUCUGCAUGAUAAGGUGAUCAGGAGCUGCCAUUUUCUCCUUGCGGGACAAGGAGCAGGUGGAAGAGAGAAGAAGUGGCUGUUACAAUGUCAAGAAGAUGAGGUUCAGGGAAAGGAAUUGCGAAAGGAUUUGCAAGGCUGAAAUGACCCGGGAAGAUCAAAGCUUGCGUAGAGACAACACCAGAUGAUGCCAUCCAUUUCUCCUUCUCUCUUCUUAGGUGAAUGUUUCCAUGGCUGGUUGGAGCCUCUCUUAUCACGCAUUGCUGAGGAACCCACCGCUGUGGUCAGUCCAGAUAUCACCACCAUUGACUUGAACACUUUUGAGUUUUCCAAGCCAAUUCAGUAUGGGAAGCAGCACAGCCGAGGGAACUUUGACUGGAGCCUGACUUUUGGAUGGGAGUCCAUCCCUCAGCAUGAGAAGCAGAGGAGGAAAGAUGAGACGUAUCCCAUCAAGUAGGUCCAUGAUGAAAGCUCCUUUUUGAUAGACCUUUUGAUGCCACUCACUGUGAAGUAAACCUCUGCGGAUCACAGUGUAAUCUGCACCAAAACCUACACACUAACCGCAUAGACCUGAUAAAAUUUAGUAAUGUUUGUUUGGCUUCAUUUGUUGGAUCAAUUAAAAGGGGUUUUUUAAUUUAUCCAAAUGCCUCAAUCAGACAGGAAUGCAACUGAUGUUGUGGUGGUUUAAGGCACUCACAAAAACUGCAGAUGGGAGGUGUCAUCUUAGAAGAGUCAUGAAGUGGAAAGGGAGAGGAAAGCCUCUCCUAAAACGGUCCCUUUGCGCUGUUUGUGAUGAUGGGUUGAAUAAGGUAGCAGCAUCCUUCUUGCUUCAUUUUAGUUGUGUGAGAGCUAGCAACAGAGUUUUCCAGGCACCUCCAGUUUGGUGCUGUAAUCCCACCAUAUCUCUCUCUCUCUCUCUCUCUCUCUCUCUCUCUCUCUUUCUUUCUUUCUCUUUCCACCUGACCUCUUGGCUGUCCUGUAGGAGAUAGGGAGAACAUGGCCUGAGAACUGCACCAGUUGUAGUGGGUUGGUUGGACCUAUUCUCCCACAAAACCCCAACUACAAAAUAACAGCUAAAUCAUACAACACUGUAGCACUGUGAGGUUUGAGGUAAUAACCGAAUGUCAACAACAACAAGGACUUUAUUUGCGUAGCCAACAGGCCAUAGCAUCAAAGGACAAACACCGACAAAAAUACAUUACAAAUAUAGUUACCGUAUAAUCUUAUGGCCUAUUAAAACCCUAGGUAAAAGCUGGAUUAUCAUUCAUCAAUGUCCCUCUGUCCCAUGGGCGGCGGCCUUUUCUCUGGUAGGAUAUUCCAGGUCGGUUAAGUAAAUAGACCAGCCAAAUUGAAAGAUUAUGAAUAUAAAUAUAACCUCGGGGGAUGGUCAGGACAGGGAGAAAGAUAAUAGUAACCAGAUGCAGAUAAGUUAAUAAUCUCAGUACUUAAAACUUGGCAGAGAUAAUAAAAUGGUAAUAAUAAAACAUAAUGAUAAUAAUGAUAAGAUCCUAGGCGAGGAAUCCGGGUGACGACACUGAUGUCAUUCAGAUGGCAGCUCUCAGUCUCAUUGCUCUCUCGAUAAAUUUAGCAACCUUCUCUGUUGUCGAGCUGUUCUGGUCGGCUAGGAGUGAGAACAAUUUGGCUUCACAAGAGCGGCCCGGGAUGGCAGAUAGGAGCGGUGUGAUGGUCUCGUCCCUGAGAUCUUUAUAUAGGGAACAAGACAGGAGAACGUGUGACACAGUCUCUACGUAGCCAGCUCCACAGGGGCAGAGCCGGUUCUUGAAUGAAAUUUUUUGAUAUCUACCUUCAAGAACAGCUGAGGGUAACACAUUUAGUCUGGCCAACGUAAAGGCCCGUCUGAGUUUUGGAAUAGUUAAGGUAGACAAAUAAGGGGCCUGAAUGUAAUAAUUCAAAACUUGUGUUUUUUCUUUCCUUCGGAACUAGUUUUAUUCGCAGGCGUUUUAUUUUUCAAACAAUGGUUUGAUGGUGAUUUGGAAAAGCCACUUUUUUCAGUUGGUUUUUCAAUAAGCCAGCUACCGUGGGAUAAAAAAGUCUAGGGCAAUCGGCGGUGAAAUUGAGCCAAAAGAAAACCAGCAAUCACAGGCAGAAUCAGGCAGUGGCGUAGCGUGGGGGGUGCAGGGGGGGCUGGCCGCACCGGGCGCAACAUCUGGGGUGGGCACGCUCGCACUCGCAGCUCUCUGCCCCUACCUGGCUCACUCACUCUCUCUCACUGCAGUGCUGGCUGUGCGAAUCUGAUCCGAGCCGCUGGGUCACCGCCCACUGUGGAGGGGGUGGGUGCCAGGCGUGCGGUGCGGAGAGAGAGCGAGGGACUAUCUGGGGGAGGGACAGUGCAGCGGCCGCCCAGCACAGCGCUGAGCGCGGGAGAGAACCACACCAGACCAGCCCAGGCAGCAGCAAGAAGCAGCUGGCAGCGGCGGCAGGUUAGGGGUUAGGGGGCGCAAAUUACUUGCCUUGCCCCGGGUUAGGGGGCGCAAAUUACUUGCCUUGCACCGGGUGCUGACAACCCACGCUACGCCACUGGAAUCAGGAGCUUCUCAGUCCUUCCUGUCCCUCCAUGUAUUCCAACCUAUAAGUGACCUUGCAAACAAAAUAGCAAAGGAAUUCUGGUAUGCAGAGGUGGAGUGGCUUUGAGAACAAUUCGGAACAUGAUAAAUGGGUGUGUAAGUGAAAGGCUGGCUGAAGGAAAUGUGGGGGAAACCUCUUGCACAGAUACGCAGGUUUGUACCCAGUAAUUCUUCUAGUGGCUGAGGCAACCUUUGGUGUAAAUGACCCCUGAGAUCUGGGUCAGUCGUGUUUGCACAUCACUCUUAAUUUUUCCAAGCACCUUAUGGUGAAACCUUUGUCCGGCUUGGAUGCCUGCAGUUUAGUGUGGGAACAGACGACACUGAAAAGCAAUGCGUUUGAGGGUAUAAUGAUGAAAUCAGUUCUUUCUGUGCAGUGGGCCCAUUCAUACACACAAGUCAUCCUUUGGUACUGCAGUCAUCUAGAGAUGACUUUGCAUGCGGGUGCCAGGCUUGAGUGGCUGGGAUGAGGAACCCUUGGACUUCAUCUCCCAUCAUCCCUGACUAUUGGCCAAGCCAGCUGGAGCUGCUGGGAACUGAAGUCCAACAAUAUAACUUUGUGUUGUAGAUCCCCACUUAGCGUACCACCACCCCCGUUAGAAAAAUAUAAAUUAAUGUGAUCUACCUCCUGGCGCUUCCUUGGGAUAUAAGGAUUAUAAACCACUUGGUAUACUCGGAAGUUCUUUAUGAGACACAAUGCCAGGACUCCCCCUCCCCUUCCCCCCUUUUUGCUGUACAAAAGCCAGGAUAAUGAAGGCCGUGACAUGAAAGAGCCAAGGUUUAUUCCUUUCUCUUUUCAAAGCCUGCCAGCCUCUUGUCUGUUUUGGCAGUGGGCAGCUGCAGAGUCAUUAAGGUAACCAGUAUCCCAACCUCUUAAAGCUCAAAAUGACCUUGAAUUCAUCAAGUGGAAGACAUUUAAUACCGGCCCUCCGGCCCUCGCCAUUGCACCAGCGAGACAAAACCCCUGUUCCUUUUGGCCUCAAGUACAGCUCCUCUUUGUGCAGAGGUCAGACGGGAGGCUGUUCUGCCCCCAGUGAAAGGGGCUCAGGGACUCCUUUUUGUUGCUGCUGCAUAUUCUGAGAGGGAGAGAGGCUGGCAGCUUGGCUUGUCAGCGGCUCUUAAUCUGCGCUGCUCGCCUUGGUAAGAACAGAGCUGUGUUUCAGGAGCUGAGGGGACCUUGUUGAAGCAAGUUUUCGACUCCGAUCUCCAUUUCUCUCUUUUUUAAAAAGAAAGAAAGAAAUGCCUCUUGCGAAAGGAGCAGGGCAGACUGAAAAGCUUCGUCCCCAAGUGCUCUCAAAUUUGGCUUGGCAAUAUGCAUUUAUCGUAAUGAUACCUGAGGCUGAAUGAAGGGCUUGUCUGCCUCCAAAAGGCUCUGCCUUAAAGUUCCUAGUGACUGAGCGCCAUCCUAAGCACUGGGGCUGUUCCUGCUGCUUCUGAUGUGAUCAGCCAAGGCCUGCCUCACGUUCUCCUCCUUAGCUCUCCCUCUCCUUCAACACAUCUGGGCUUGCUUGCUGCUGGUUUUCUCAAGACUGAAAAGGUAAAGGGACCCCUGACCAUAAGGUCCAGUUGUGACUGACUCUGGGAUUGCGGUGCUCAUCUUGCUUUAUUGGCCAAGGGAGCUGGCGUACAGCUUCCGGGUCAUGUGGCCAGCAUGACUAAGCUGCUUCUGGCGAACCAGAGCAGCGCACGGAAACGCCGCUUACCUUCCCGCCGGAGUGGUACCUAUUUAUCUACUUGCACUUUGAUGUGCUUUCGAACUGCUAGGUUGGCAGGAGCUGGGACCGAGCAACGGGAGCUCACCCCGUCGCGGGGAUUCGAACCGCCGGCCUUCUGAUCGGCAAGUCCUAGGAUCUGUGGUUUAACCCACAGCGCCACCCGCGUCCAUUUCUCAAGAGUAGACUUACUGAAAUGAAGGGACCUAAGCCAGCCAUGUCCAUUAAUUGCAGUGGGUCUGCUCUGAGCAUGGCUGAAAUUGGAUACAACGCCAUGUCUUGGGCUCUAUGCACUUUUGGAAGCAAAAUAAUCGUAUGAAAGUUUAUGCUGUUCAUAGUUUCAGUUUGAAUGAAGAGUUUGGAAUUUCUAGGGUGUGUGUGUGUGUGUGCAUAUGUGCGGCACACCGGUCAGCUUCUGCUGUUUAAAACAUUUAAAUCCUCACAUCUUAUUUUUUAAUUAUUUGCAUUUUCAAAAAUGGGAACAGAGAGCAUAUUUAACCCCCUCCCCCUUCCCCCUGUCCCACUUACAGCUUCAUACCAAAUACAGUGUGCAUACACACAAAAGCUCAUAUCAAUAACUAACAUAGUUGGUCUCUAAGGUGCUACUGGAAGGAAUUUUAUUUAUUUAUUUUUUACUUAUUUUUUUGUUUCAGCAUAUAUACAUAUGCCAUAUGACUUCCCUUCCACAGUUUUCCUGGUUCCUUUGCUUUUCCAGUACUCUAUGUAAUCCACGUCUUUUUAAUCAUCCAAUUUGUUCUCUAUUAAAUACCCUAUCUAUUUCAAAUCUGCUAGAUUUACUCGAGACCUACUAAGCUAUGUAUCUGUUUAUACUGGUUCUUACAAUAUUCAAUCAACUUGUCCAUUCUUCACAUCUAUUUGACAGCAGGACUCCAAGUUAAAUAGCAUACAACAAAAUAGCAUACAACAAAAAUAUAUUAUUUUAAAAAGUUUGGAAGGUAGUGGUGACUGGAAAAGUUGCACAGAAAGUGCAGGGUUUUUUAAAUGAUUCUGCAAGGACCAUGUUGGAAAAUAACCCUUCACACUUUGCAUGCUCUCCAGCCAUGAUACCCAGUAAUUCCUGAAGAACAUCUUGGGCAUCUAGAUAGAUUGCACUUCCUUGAGAUUUGCAGCAGCAGCUGUGAUGGAAGCAAUGGAUGGGCAAUGGUGUCAACUGUCCCUUCCUCUGGGCCUUUGAUGUUCUCUUAGUCCUAUUGACCCUUGUUCUUGCACGUUCUUCUUGUUCUGUUUUAUUUAAUGCAUGUUUAUUCUUCCUGUUGCAUAUCUUAGAACCUGGUUUUAAUACUUUCGAAAUACAGUUUCAAGGAUCAGAUCAGCGGUCUGUAAGAGCAUCAGUUGUGGGAGUAGUUAGAUUUUGGGACGGCAGACUACUGGGACCUUGAUAUAAGCAAUCAUAAGCAAAUGCACCUCUCAAACACAUACAAAAUUCAUAUGCAUAAAUUUCUUUUUAAAAAAACUACAGUGGUACCUUAGGUUACAUACGCUUCAGGUUACGUACGCUUCAGGUUACAGACUCCACUAACCCAGAAAUAUUACCUCGGGUUAAGAACUUUGCUUCAGGAUAAGAACAGAAAUCGUGCGGCGGCAGCAGGAGGCCCCAUUAGCUAAAGUGGUGCUUCAGGUUAAGAACGGACCUCUGGAACGAAUUAAGUACUUAACCCAAGGUAAUAUUAAGUAUAUUAAGUACUUAACCCGAGGGAGCCAGUGUGGUGUAGUGGUUAAGAGUGGUGGACUUGUAAUCUGGUGAACUGGGUUCACUUCCCUGCUCCUCCACAUGCAGCUGCUGGGUGACCUUGGGCCAGUCACACUUCUUUGACGUGUCUCAGCCCCACUCACCUCACAGAGUGUUUGUUGUGGGGGAGGAAGGAAAAGGAGAGUGUUGGCCGCCUUGAGACUCCUUCGGGUAGUGAUAAAGGGGGAUAUCAAAUCCAAACUCUUCUUCUUCUUCUUCUACCACUGUAAUUCAACAGAACAGCAAAAAGAAGCACCAACAGGUAACUCCUCAGAAAGCUAGCCUAAAUGGAGGUCCCUUGCAGAGCUGCCUGAAUCUUCUCUCAGAGCCUCAGGGGUAUUGCAAGAAAAGCCUUGGCUCCUCGCCACAGAUCCGAUCUCCUGUAAUGAUGGUAUUCUGGGGUGGGCAGAACCUGCUUGACUGAAAUUGAUACAUGCAGCUCCCAGUCAGUGUAAGGAACAAGUCGUAGGUCUAUAUACCCUAAAUAUCAAACUAGGAAUUUCAGAGAGGAUCUUGAGCACUGAUUGAUGCUGCAGUUUCCCUUUCGCUAAGUAUCUCUCUUGCUGGAAUUUGAAUAACAUACUCACAAUUCUCCCUUUUUGCAGGACUCCCACAUUUGCUGGCGGACUCUUUGCCAUUUCCAAGUCCUAUUUUGAGCACAUCGGCUCUUACGAUGAUCAGAUGGAAAUCUGGGGUGGGGAAAACGUGGAGAUGUCCUUUCGGGUAAGAAGGAAAGGUACAAUAUCCUAAUUGCAGUACAGCUAUGGCUGGCCCGGCGUAUUUUCCAACUAUACCAUAUUUGCAGCACAGGGAAGCAUUCAUUCAUUCAUUCAUUAAUCAAUCAAUCAAUCAAUCAAUCACCAGCUCUCCAACAAGGCAAUCCCGGGGAGAGGAUGAGAAACAACAUUCCAUCGUUUGCUUUGUAAUGUGUUGCCAUUAGGGUUGGGUUGUCUUGCUGCUUUAAAGGGGAAAAAAAUCAAAACUAAAGGAUUGUGACGUGAGCAAGCCUAGUCUCUCCCUGGGCUCACUUCCCUCCCCUGAGAUGUCUUUUUUCAGGUUUCAAUUAACCAUAAUUUAACAUUGCACCCAAACCCUAAACCUGUGGUUGAUGAUACCUGUGAUUUGUUGAAAUAAGCCAGCUUCAUAAACCACAGUUUCAAAGCUGGCUUGUUUAAAAUAAACCAUAGUUAAGAUUAAUCAUAGUUUGUUGGAUUUGGAUUGCACAGGGAAGGUGUAGUUAACCAAAACUGGAAGCAAAAUCUUCCAGACUCUUCCUCCAUGGAGAAAAAGGGGUGGGGAAGAGAGGGUCGUUCCUGUUGCGAUAAAACAUGCAUCCUGCAUAAAUAGCAGUUCCAUGUAUAUACCUUCAAUUUCUAUUGAUAAAGGAUGUGUGCAAGCAGCAAUGUGGUUCUGAAUUUGCUCACAGCAAGUGUGACAACUACACAUUAUUGAAAGAGUUAUGCUCCCUUAGAAUUACUAGGAAAGUGUAAGAAAAUCUGGGAUAUUGCAAACUUGGUAAAAUUUACAGAUUAGAUAUGGGUAUAUAAAGUAAAGGAAAUAACUGAAAUCCUUUUUAAGGAGGGGAAGUAUUUUUCUUUCAUUAUUGCAAUGAAAAGCUUGAGUGGAUCACAUGGGAGCUCUUUAUGGUGGUUUUACGAACAUAAAUGUUAAUUUUCAAAAGGGCCCCGUCUGAAAAGCAGCUUUCGAAGGCUAAAAGCUGUUUGGAGUGCCACCCUGUGGCUGCAAGGAAAAUCAGAAGUGGGUAUAGAAGUUUCUUAGAGAGCCAGGGAUCUCCUAUCCAAGACUGCCAAUACACACCCACAAAAAUGCCUGGUCGUGCCUUCAGUGGUAUACUCAGGUCUAUAAUGUGCCCAAAGCCAACUAGCAGAAGGGAGCAAGUAGCUGCAACAUAUUCUGUUGCAGCGACAUUAAGCAUGGUUGCAGCUGCUUGUAUCACCCUAGUGAUGUUCACCCACCCCUGGUUGCUAGCUAGACAAAUCUCAAAGUGGCAAAGUCCAGAUUACUUCUAAGUGGGACCCCAAGGUAGGGCCUAGUUUCAUCCGUACCAGAGUGGAAUGUGUGCUUUGGGGCAUAAGGAAUCCUUGGGUUGGUGAAGAGGCCCUUUAGCGCCUCACUGGGGUCACCAGCUCUGGGUGUGGGGCCUAGACUCCUUUGAAGGGGCUGAUGGGGAAGAGGAUGAUCUCGGGAUUUCUGCUCCUCAGACUCUGGUGCUGUUGGAGCUCUCUGAAUCUUGCUGGCAGAACCAUUCUGUACCUGAAUCGCAGCAUUCAUGGUCGUGACACAAGGGUAGAUGACAUGUGAAACGCAUAAUUUGUGUUUCAGUUUGCUAAUUUGUUUUUUGUAUAAUUUUUAUUUUUUCUAUUUUGCAUUUUAGAAUAUUCAUUUGAACAACCUUAAAAUGUCAAUGACUUCCCUUCUUCUCCUUCCAUUGUUCAGUUUGCAUGCCAUAGAGCCCUGCAUAUUUUACAUAAACUAAACCAUUCAGUAUCCCAUUAUUACAUCCAUCAAAACUUAUUUACACUGUUGAAUAUAUCUUAAUGCUGCCAGCAUUUUCAAAUAUACACAACUUUCACUCAUAUAUUCAGUAAACAUUUUCCAAUCUUCUUUAAAUGUAUAUUCUUCUUGUGCUCUUAUUUUGUAAGUUAAGUCUGCCAGCUGCGUGUAUUCCAUCAGUUUAAGUUGCCAUUCUUCUUUAGUUAGAACCUCACUCGUUUUCCAAUUUAGGGCCAACAAAACACGGGCCACAGUAGUGGCACACAUAAAUAGCCUUUUUUGACACCUGGGAAUUUCCAUCUGAAAUAUCCCCAACAAAAAGGAUUUCUGGGUUUUUUUGGGGGGGCGGAGUACUUUUAAACAUUUUUUUUCAAUUCAUUACAAAUUAUUUCCCAAUACUCUUUUACCCUUUUACAAGUCCACCACAUAUGAUAGAACAACUGAUAGCUUGCUUUUUAAAGUUGUGGUGAGGAACCUGUGGACCUCCAGAUAUUUAACUCUGAUUCCCAUCAUUCCUGACCAUUUGGGACCCACACAAGAGUUGGUGGACUCCCCUUCCUUAGAGGAUUUUAAGCAGAGGUUGGAUGGUCAUAUGUCAAGUUGAGAUUCCUUCAAUGCAGGGGGUCAGACUAGAUGACCCCCAGGGUCCCUUCCAAUUCCACAAUUCAAUGAUUUGAUGACUAGCGGGAGUUGACCAGUGUCCAGAAGGCUACUGGUUCCCCAUUACAACAGCAGCUUUGGUGACUAGACUUUCAAGCAUGGUGCAGAGUGAGAGAGGCAGUGUCAAACAUUUUCUCCAUGCCACCGUUCCAAAGCUGCUAUUUUCCCACAUGCACCCAGGAAAGAAGAACUGGUGCCCAUGUCAGCUUCUCUCCUGUGUGAGAACCAGUGUGGUGUAGUGGUUAAGAGUGGUGGACUCGUAAUCUGGUGAACCGGGUUCGAUUCCCUGCUCCUCCACAUACAGCUGCUGGGUGACCUUGGGCUGGUCACACUUCUUUGAAGUCUGUCAGCCUCACUCACCUCACAGUGUUUGUUGUGGGGGAGGAAGGGAAAGGAGAUUGUUAGCCGCUUUGAGACUCCUUCGGGUAGUGAUAAAGCGGGAUAUCAAAUCCAAACUCCUGUGUGUGAGUUGGGGAGGGGUGAUCUUUGGUAAGGGGGAAAGCAUUCUUUGGGAAGAACUGUAGCUCAGUGGUAGAGCAUUUGCCUUGCAUGCACAAAGUCCCAGUUCAAUCAAUGGGAUCUCCAGGUACUGGGGACAUUUCUAAUCUGAAAGCCUGGGGAGCAGCUGCCAGUCAGGGUAGACAGUACUAAAGUAGAUGGACCAGUGCCAUAUAAGGCAGCUUCCUAAUGAUUGUGAUGCUGAUUCUCUCCCUUAAAGAAGAGAAAGGCAUAAAAGAGCCACACAUUUCACACCUUGGCCCAGGCAGGCUCAAAUUAAGGCUUUCUGUUGGCAUGGGGGGCAUAUCUUUUCUGCAGGUUUGGCAGUGUGGGGGCCAGCUGGAGAUCAUCCCCUGCUCCGUGGUUGGCCACGUGUUCCGUUCCAAGAGUCCCCACACCUUCCCCAAAGGAACUCAAGUCAUCUCCAGGAACCAGGUGCGUCUGGCGGAAGUCUGGAUGGACGACUACAAGGAAAUCUUCUACAGAAGGAACCAGCAGGCCUCCCAGAUGGCUAGAGAGGUAUGUAAGCCAACUUGCCCUGGAAGUUGCUCUGAAGGAUCAGGAGUGCCCGUCCCUUGUUUUCAAGCAUGUAUUUAGAGCAGCCUUCCUCAGUUUUUGGACUACAAGUUCCAUCAGCCCCAACUGGCAGAGUCUAUGAUCAGGGUUGACGGGAGUUGCAGUCCAAACAUCUCGAGGACAACAUUUUGGGGAGGUCUGAUUCAGAGUUGUUGCAUAGCGUCUUCUCAUUUCUCUAUGUAGAGCUGAUUCAGCUGUAGUGAAGAGGGUUCUCAAACAUAGUUGCAGGGAGCCUCACCAAGGCAAGAAAAAGCCCUGUACAGUGGACACUCGGGUUGCGAACGUGAUCCGUGCAAGAAGCACAUUCGCAACCCGCAGCACCGCACAUGCACACGCGCGGGUUGCGAUUCAGCACUUCUGCACAUGCGCAAAGUGCGAUUUAGCACAUGUGCAAGCACUGAAACCCGGAAGUAACCUGUUUCAGUACUUUCGGGUUUGGCAUGGUGCGCAACCCGAAAUCGUGCAACCUAAAGCAUCUGUAACCUGAGGUAUGACUGUAUGGGCAUUUCAUAGAAGCAUAGAAUUGUAGAGGUGGAAGGGACCCCAAGGGCCAUCUAGUCCAACCCCCUGCAAUACAGGAACCUCAACUAAAGCAUCCAUGACAGAUGGCGAUCCAACCUUUGCUUAAAAAACCUCCAAGGAAGGAGAGUCCAACCUCUCAAGGAAGACCGUUCCACUGUUUCAGUGGUUGGAUGACUGAGAGUUGCCCCUCUCUGACCCCUGAAGUGCCCAAGCAUAGGCUGGGGAGCAGGGAGAGAUCUGCUGGGGCCUUGCCAGGUGGUGGCAGUUGGGGGCAACUUACCCUCAAGAACCUCCAGAAGUCUAGAAAGGAGAGCAAUGUGGAGCCCCUCUAAGCCUCUGCAGACUCCUCAUGCAACGCCCAGGGCUGAGGCCUACCUUGGAUUUAAGCUCGCAUCCAGGGCCAUCUUACCCAUAGGCGCUAGGGGUGCAGGGCACCUGGGCGUCGGGCUCUCAGGGGCGCCAGGCCGAGAGUCCAGGGGCCGAGAGUUGAGUCCAGGGAAGAGCCUGCCCAUUGGUCAGAGCGCCACAGCGGGCUCUUCUGCUGCAACCGGCUCUGCGCUGUGAGUUUGGGGGCGACCGAACCAGCGAGAUGCUGAAGCGGCCAGCCAGCUCCGUCCUCCUGCGUGCCUGGGACUGGGCAACUGGGGGGGGCGCACCGUGCGGAUCUUACCACCCCAGCGCCGCAUAUGCUUAAGACAGCCGUUCUCGCAUCUUAAGCCAUGGGUAGGUAAGCUAAGGCCCAGGGGCUGGAUGUGGCCCAAUCACCUUCUAAAGCUGUCCCGCGGAUGGUCCAGAAAUCAGCGUGUAUUUACAUGAGUAGAAUGUGUCCUUUUAUUUAAAAUGUAUCUCUGGGUUAUUUGUGGGGCCUGCCUGGUGUUUUUACAUGAGUAGAAUGUGUGCUUUUACGUAUUUAAAAUGCAUCUCUGGGCUAUUUGUGGGGUAUAGGAAAUCGUUCAUUUCCCCCCAAAAAAAUAUAGUCCGGCCCCCCACAAGGUCCGAAGGACAGUGGACCGGCCCCCUGCUGAAAAAGUUUGCUGACCGCUGUCUUAAGCAAAUAAAAAAAUAAAGUAAGGAAUUGUUUGUUUUCAGAAUUCAUUUAGAGAUUUGGUGGGUUCUGCUGUGGGUUAAACCACAGAGCCGAGGACUUGCUGAUCAGAAGGUCGGCGGUUUGAAUCCCCGCAACGGGGUGAGCUCCCAUUGCUCGGUCCCUGCUCCUGCCAACCUAGCAGUUCGAAAGCACGUCAAAGUGCAAGCAGAUAAAUAGGUACUGCUUCAGCGGGAAGGUAAACGGCAUUUCUGUGCGCUGCUCUGGUUCGCCAGAAGUGGUUUAGUCAUGCUGGCCACAUGACCCGGAAGCUGUAUGCCGGCUCCCUUGGCCAAUAAAGCGAGAUGAGCGCUGCAACCCCAGAGUCGGUCACAACUGGACCUAAUGGUCAGGGGUCCCUUUACCUUAUACAGGAAAGAGGGUGGGCAGUGAUAGUGUCUCCUUUUUAUGAACUGAUACUUCAAAAACAAACAAACCAUGCUGUGCCUUGUCAGAAAACGUAUGGAGACCUCGCUGAGAGGCUUGAGCUGAAGGAGCGGUUACAUUGCAAGAACUUCACCUGGUACCUACAAACCAUUUAUCCCGAGAUCUUCAUCCCAGACCUUACGCCGGCGUUUUACGGAGCUGUAAGUGUGGGUUUGGCGUGUUCACUGCAUGAGAGAGUUCUUUCUGGGCCACAGCAAAGGAGCAUCUAGCCUUGCCUUCUAUAUCCAACCACGUUCCGCCAGAUGCCUCAGGAAGAAACACCCCAAAUUUUCCACUUGGCCCUUCCUUGGUUCAUAAUAUAUUCUGCAGUGAGGACUGGCUCAGAAUGCCAGUAUCUGGUCCAGAUUCGGAUUGAGAAUAUAUGUAGGGGGAAGUGGGGCAGAUUGAUACAGAAAAAUUCAAUCUCAUAUUUUAUGUAACAAAAAUGAGUCAAAUGAUUUUUUAUUUUUUAUUUUUGCUUGAUGCAUGGCAUAACUAAUCAAUGUUAUAAUAGCAAUCAAAAGAACCAUUAAAGUUAGAAGAUAAUGAGAAUAUAAUGACUUCAGUAAAAAAAAAUGGGGUUUGUAUCAUUCUGCCCCACCGAUGGGGCACUUUGAUACAAAGCAUAAAUUGUAUGAGAAUAGUAAUUAUUUGCAAAAAUUUAAUGAAAAAACAUUUUUUAUUGUGAGAGAUCAUAAUCAGCCUUACAAUUAGCUACUUAAAAUUUAAAUUACGUGUCAAAACUAAAAGUGUUUCACACAUAUCAUAGACUUUAUGGCAGGUUUUCUUAACAAAACAUCAAAACUUACAUUAAUCUCUCCUCAAACACCUAUCCAUUAAAAAAAAACUUAAAAAGUAUAAGAACUCACAUUAGGUAGUUCAAAAAAUAGUAAUUUAAACAAAAUGCUUAUAAAAAAUAAUAUAACUACUUAAAGUUUAGCUUCUAUUUCACAUUAUAUCCACUUAAGUCAAUAGAAAAAGUACAAAGAGAUGAUGUUUGACAAACAUACAAGGUCCUGGUUUUUUCCUGAGAUAUGACACUUGAUAAUCGGUCAUAUUAUAUUUAGAAAUGACUUUGGCCACGUAGUAAACAACAGUUUUUUUCUUUUCAAAUUUAAUGAGUUUAGAGAUUUCAUGCAAACUUGUAUAUUGGGGCACUAUUGUACACUAGUGGGGCACUUUUAUAUGUAUCAAUGUGCCCCGUGUCUUAGUGUAUCAAAGUGCCCCAGUGGACAUAUUUUUUUGAAAAACCACACCUAACAAUUAUUAAUAAAACCACUGAACUUAUUUAAAAAUCACGUGUAAUCCUGACUACUGAGUGCAAUAACUUACCUUUGGGUAUUUUUAAAUCGUAACUAAACGACAUAAAACAGCGUUGGAACACUUUUACAUUUCACGUAAUUUUUUAGUUGGCCGUGCUAAAAACAUACCUACUCUUGUCAAACGCCAACGGCUAACUGGCGGGCGGCGCAGUCGCAACUGUUGUACUCACACAUGUAUAGACACGUUUUAGUGAUGUCGCAACACAAAUAACAUUUCUCGAUAUUGAAAUAUUGUUGGUGCAUCAAUGUGCCCCGCUUCCCCCUAUGUUCCAAAUCCAGAUGGUAGGCCUGUAAAACCUACAUGUAUAAACAUUUAAAAUUGCUUGUGUAUUUCCAAUCUUCCAUCCCACUCCAAUGUGACUAAGAGUGAAACUCCGGGAAUAGGUUUGAUUCUCCACCAAGUGAAAAUGAUGCAUGUCUUCACACAUCGACUCAUAUCUUUUGUCCUGUGCUUUCCAAGCACAACGCCAUGCUUUAAAGCUGAAGCACAACAAAGGGCACUUCAGGUUUCCCCCAGAUUGCCAUUUGCUAUGAUUCAGCAGGUUUGGGGGGAAGUGCCAAGGCAGGAGGGGGGAGCACUCGGACACAGAGCUUUAAAGAAGGGACCUAUGCAGCAGAAAAGGAACUCUGGAUGCGUCUUUUAUUCGCUGCCCUUUGGCUUUGCUACAGAACGCAAACCCUGCAUUAACCAGCCUUCAAAAGCUUUAAUUUUUGCUUUGUCAAUCUGUACUUCUCAGCUUAAGGGACGCAGGUGGCACUAUGGGUUAAACCACAGAGCCUAGGACUUGCCGAUCAGAAGCUCGGCGGUUCAAAUCCCCACGACGGGGUGAGCUCCCGUGGCCCGGUCCCUGCUCCUGCCCACCUAGCAGUUCGAAAGCAAAUCCAAGUGCAAGUAGAUAAAUAGGUACCGCUCCGGCGGGAAGGUAAACGGCGUUUCCGUGCGCUGCUCUGGUUCGCCAGAAGCGGCUUAGUCAUGCUGGCCACAUGACUGGAAGCUGUUCGCCGGCUCCCUCGGCCAAUAAAGCGAGAUGAGCGCCGCAAACCCAGAGUCAGUCACGACUGGACCUAAUGGUCAGGGGUCCCUUUACCUUUACCUUUACUUCUCAGCUUAUGAACUCUUGACUCCUUCCUUCCCUCCAGUAGCGGAGCAUAUGCCUGCGCUGCCCAGAGCGGGCACGCUCCCAAGGGGUGUGUGGUGCAGAGUGUGUCCUCCCAGGCAUGGAAUAGCCGCUCAGGGUCCCUGCAGCUGGGGAUGGAGCGAGCCGCCCAUGGCGAACAUUCAGCGCGCCACCUGCCCGCAACUCCCAAGCCUACCCCAAGCUGUCAAAAUGAAGGGGGAAGGGGGGAACAGCGUCGGCAAAGCGGCACAGCUCCCCCUCUUACCUCGAUGGCUCAGGGUAAGCUUGGGAGUCACGGGCAGGUGGCGCACCGAAUGUCAACCCCCUCAGUGAGGGCACCCAGGGCGGUCCACCCCCACCACCUCCCUUCCUAAGCCCCUGCUUCUCUCCCUCCCUCCCUCUGUCAGUUCUACUAAGGAACCAGUCUAAUGGCCUUCACUGUCUCCAGAACUUAGAAUAUUCUGAUUUGAAACCUAAGUGGGAAGGUUUUAGAAAAAAGGUGUAUAUAUUGCAAGGGAGUGGUACAGUUUUUGUUUCUUGAGCAGGAACUAGGUAUGCUAGUAGCUAGAAAUGGAAGAUAAGUUAGAUAUGGUUGCUUUGAGAGAGGUGGGAGGUUAGCUGGGCUGAAGAGGGGGAAUUCGGGACUGCACACUGCUUACAGAAAGAGUGCAGAGUCAACAAGGCUGUGUCUCUGAGUAUUUAGGCAAAUUCGCACCUAGGUACUGCUUCCGGCUGUAGAUGGACCCCUGACAGUGUUGUAUUGUUUUCAGAUUAGAAAUGAGGGUGCCAAACGCUGCCUGGAUGUUGGAGAGAACAACCAUGGAGGGAAGCCGCUCAUCAUGUACCCCUGCCAUGGGAUGGGAGGCAAUCAGGUAUGGAAUUCAUGAGAAAAGUCCGGUCUUAGGGUGGAAUCCAGCAAAACACUCCCAUUUGUGCAAUGAAACUUCCCUUCCUUCUCCUCUCAUGUGCUUUCCCAACCCUUCUGGGGAACUGGAAAAAACCUCAGAACAGAUUUAGUGGGUACACAGGGAAAGAUGGAGAUGGAGGGGAUGUUCUACUACGCAGCCAAAAGUCCUUGUGCAAAUGGAACUGCUUCGUUGGACACCACCCCAUGUCUCUUCUCAUGUCUGAACACACACCACAGGGCUAUGUUUUCAGGGACUGCAGUCUGGCAGUUUUGUGCUGCUCUGUGAUUUCAGGCAAACAGGUGCUUCUGUAGAGAUAGUUCUGCACUGUCUGAAUUACUUCCCUAGUAUAAAGGGAUGCAGGUGGCGCUGUGGUCUAAACCACAGAGCCUAGGGCUUGCCGAUCAGAAGGUCGGCGGUUCAAAUCCCCACGACAGGGUGAGCUCCCAUUGCUCGGUCCCUGCUCCUGCCAACCUAGCAGUUCGAAAGCACGUCAAAGUGCAAGUGGAUAAAUAGGUACCACUCCGGCGGGAAGGUAAAUGGCGUUUCCGUGCGCUGCUCUGGUUCGCCAGAAGCGGCUUAGUCAUGCUGGCACAUGACCUGGAAACUGUAUGCCGGCUCCCUCAGCCAGUAAAGCAAGAUGAGUGCCGCAACCCCAGAGUCGUUCACGACUGAACCUAACGGUCAGGGGUCCCUUUACCUUUACCUUCCUAGUGUAAGAGCUUACCCACAUUUUCCCCCUAGGUUUCCAUUUUAAAACAGAAAAAAGAACACUGCAUUAAUCAAAAUACACCUUCUACAGUCAUAUCUUGGAUCUCGAACGGCUUAGUAGCUGAACAAAUCGCCUCCUGAACACUGCGAACCCAGAAGCAGGUGUUCUGGUUUGCAAACCUUUUUCGGAAGCCAAAUUUCUGACGCGGCUUCCGCGGCUUUUGAUUGAUUUCAGGAAGUUCCUGCAGCCAAUUGGAAGCCGCACCUUGGUUUUCAAACGGUUCCGGGAGUCGAACAGAUAAAGUUCGACAACCAAGGUACAACUGUAUAGACUUGUUCCCCAAAACAGUUGAGAACAGUUUUACAAAACUGGAAAGGGAUUGCCUACCACUUUGUUUUGCAUCCACGUUUUCUUGACGUGUAAAAAUAAACCGCUCUACUCCAGAACAAAGCAAAAGCCUGACUCCUCUCAGUUGUUUUCUUUUCUUUUUUUAUAAGAUAUUUAUUAAAGUUUCAAAAGUAAAAAAAAAAAAAGUUACAAUAAUAAUAAUAAAAAAGAAAAAAAGAAUAAAAAAAGAAAAAAGAGAAUACAAAAUACAAAAAAGUAAAAACAAUUAAAAACAAAUCAAUCUUUCCAUAUCUUGUCUUUCAUUCACUUGUUUCCCUGACCUCCUCACACCUCCCCUUUUUGUAUUCCAGUUCAGUAAGUUAAUUCAGCAAAUCCUUUCCCUCUUUGUUUUUAUCUUAGUCCUUUGUCUUAAUAUGUAAUAACUGUAUAUUCUCAUCUGUUAGCAGUCCAUUUUUACAUACUCCUUGUAACAUUGCUACUAAAAACCCCUUAGCUUCUCCUCUCAGUUGUUUUCUGAUGAGGAAGGCCUCUUAGCAACUCCCCGGUGGCUGUUCUUUUGUGUGUCGUUCUCAGUACUUUGAAUACACAUCCCAGCGAGACCUGCGGCACAACAUCGGCAAGCAGCUCUGCCUCCGUUCCAAGAUGGGACCCGUGGAACUGGGAGACUGCCACUAUACAGGGAAGCACUCCCGGGUGCCGGAAAAUGAAGAAUGGGAACUGACUAAUGUGAGUGCUUUAAGUUAUAGACAUAGGUAGAUUUCAGAGCAGCGUGCUUCUCUCUUGCUCUCGGAACCCCUGUUUUUGCCCCCCCAUCGGUCAUCCACUUCUUGCCAGACAGACACCCCUUGCUGCUAUGGCUACAGCGUGGCCUGGCCUGGCCAAAGUACAUAAUGGGCAGUUCUAUUCUGCCAUUUUUUCUGGAGAGCAAGGAGUUCCUUCUGAGAGCAGCCACUGAGUGUGGGCUUGGGGUGUGCUGUAAUGAGAAGUUGCAGCAGCCACCACAAAGGAGGAUCUGACGAUCCCUCUUGGCUUUGAAGGGGAAGUGGGGAAGAGAGAGAACUCCAUUUUCACAAUGCUGUUUGUUUGCUGGGUUGUUCCAUGUUUCUCUAGCACAGGCAUAGGCAAACUUGGCCCUCCAGAUGUUUUGGGACUACAAUUCCCAUCAUCCCUGACCACUGGUCCUGUUAGCUAGGGAUGAUGGGAGUCCCAAAACAUCUGGAGGGCCGAGUUUGCCUAUGCCUGCUCUAGCACCUGGUCUGGUGAUGGUCUCAAAAAAAAAGUCAUUCUAAAAAUUCAUGAAGGGGCAAGUCUCUCAUUGACUAACUAGUAUUUAUUAAUUUAUUCCAUUUAUAUCCUGUCCUUCCUCCCCAUGAGAGCCAAAUGAGCUUAGCUAAAUAAACACGUAUGCUUAAUAACCUGUCUGAAAAUGGUUGAUGCCAAAGACAGGGUUUUAAUCUCUCUUUAAACAAUAGGGCUGUGAUGAAAAACACUGGAAUUAAGAUGUUUCUGGCUCUUGUUUUUUGGAGGGGGCAAGUGAGUCUGCAGAACUCCAACGGGGUGAUUUUGUUUGUGGGGUGGCCAUAUUCACAGUGUUUUGGCAGCGGUGAGGUAUGCUGACCAUGGUGCUAAGGAUAAGGAGACCCUUUUCAAAAAAUAAACAAUAAACUUCCAGAAUUGGGGGAAAUGUCAAAUGAGCCACAAUUCUUCACCACAAACAUGCUUAUGGGAUAUUCUGGCCUUCAGGGGAGUGCAGGAAGCUGUAGCCACUCUCUGACCACCCAGAAGAACUCCUGUCUUGUCCCCUGGCGGCUGCUGUCCAUGGUAGCAGCAACAGGAGUUAACAUUUUCCUUGUUAAUGGUCAUUUGCCACAAACAACAACAAAAACCUGACUUGAGUAGCAGAUAUUUUCCCCACAGUCAGGAGGGGAGAGGAUGCUUUUGCUAUGGUAAGUGCACCCCCCUUACUUCAGAAACACUGCAAAUAUUUCCCCUCCUCCACCCCCAAAACCAAUUAACUUUGACCCCAGCAAAUACCAGGCAAAUUUCAAGAGGGGCAUUUGGUCCUGCCCCAAAGAAUUGCAUAUUCCUAGAGUGCUGGACUUCCUUGGAAGCCUUGUGAGCUAUAGGUAAAAAAGUAAAGGGACCCCUAACCAUUAGUUCCAGUCGCAGACCUCUGGGGUUGUGGCGCUCAUCUCGCUUUACUGGCCGAGGGAGCCAGCGUACAGCUUCCGGGUCAUGUGGCCAGCAUGACUAAGCCGCUUCUGGCAAACCAGAGCAGCGCACGGAAACGCUGUUUACCUUCCCUCCAGAGUGGUACCUAUUUAUCUACUUGCACUGCGUGCUUUCGAACUGCUAGGUGGGCAGGAGCUGGGACCGAGCAACGGGAGCUCACCCCGUCGCGGAGAUUCGAACCGCCAACCUUCUGAUCGGCAAGCCCUAGACUCUGUGGUUUAACCCACAGUGCCACCCACGACCUUGAGCUAUAGGUAAAGGUAAAGGUACCACUGCCCGUACGGGCCAGUCGUGUCCGACUCUAGGGUUGUGCGCCCAUCUCACUUAAGAGGCCGAGGGCCAGCGCUGUCCGGAGACACUUCCGGGUCACGUGGCCAGCGUGACAAAGCUGCUCUGGCGAGCCGGCACCAGCGCAGCACACGGAAACGCCGUUCACCUUCCCGCUAUAAAGCGGUACCUAUUUAUCUACUUGCACUUAGGGGUGCUUUCGAACUGCUAGGUGGGCAGGAGCUGGGACCGAAGGACGGGAGCUCACCCUGCCGCGGGGAUUCAAACCGCUGACCAUGCGAUCGGCAAGCCCUAGGCGCUGAGGUUUUACCCACAGCGCCACCCGCGUCCCGCUGAGCUAUAGGUACAGUGGUAUAAUAUCCAUAAAUCACACUCUGUGAGGAUACAGGGAAAAUCUAUCAGCUUUGUGUUCUCCUUUUCUAAUUGCUCAUAGGAAUCUCUCCUACUUCUCUUAGGGAUAGAAUACUGGGCUUGGAUGGACUUUGGAGUGAUCUAAGGCAAUGCUCUUCAAUUUCUUCUUUUUUUAGGAUCACCUCCUUAAAAAUGUGGCAUCUAACAAAUGUCUGUCUGCAAGGGGAGAGCACCCUUCCAUGGCUUCCUGCAACUCUGCAGACCCCCACCAGCUUUGGUACUUCAGCUAAGCGAUCCUGGCCAAGACCACGUAGCCUGUUGCCAACGUCCUCUUGUGAAAGUUUCUGUUCUCUUAACUCCACUACCAAGAAGACAGAGGACAAGUUCAGAGAAAGAAGGGAACCCAGUCAAAUAUGCUGCGUAAUCACACUUGACUUACAAAACACUUUUGUGCCUUUGUGGGAUGGGAUGGUCAAAGAGGACACAGCAAACCGUUGGUGUAUCUUUAGUUCUUUUUAAUUAAGUAAAAUUCCAAGCUGGUGAGUUUGCCCUUUAGAGUACCAUAAGUAUUGUUAAUCAAAGCUCCAUAUUGUGAGACGGACAACAACGGUGGUUUUAUUUUGCAGUAGAUUUAAAGGGGGGGGGCAUUGAUAGGAUGUAAAAUAUUUUUUUCCUCUUAACUUUUGUAUGCUGUGAGCAGCAUAGAAAGUAGCAGCUUGCGGAGCUGCAGAGCCUGCCCUAAGAAAUAGUUUACCUGUGGGAUAGUUUAGAAAAUAACUGAUGCCAAAGAUAAGAAUGACUUUAAACUCUGUUACAUAGGAAAAGCAUCUUCUGACCACACGGAGACUGUGGAAGGAGAAACUGCAUUGUAAAGACUUUGGGGGGACAUUUCUAAGAGUUUCUCAGCUGUGUUUCUCCCCCCCCCCAAGGAUCUUGCACACUGAUGCCGGUGGGCAGUGCAGAAACUGUUGCCCCGCCCCCCCAAGUUUCAGUAGGUUAGGACUGCAUUUUACAAUAGUGGAACACUGGAGUGUGGUAUUGUUUUGUGGCUGAAAUCUUCACCUCUUUGCACAGCCCCUUGCCAGUGCCUUACCUCGUCAGGCCUCUCACCAUCGUGCUGCAAAUAAGUCCCUUUCUCUCUUUUUUAAAGCAUCCUCAAGGCAGCUUAAUCCCUUUACCAAAGAGGGGAGAUGUACUCCCUGGACCUCAAGCAAAGGAAUGAUGGAAGGGUAGCAUUUUUGCUAGGCCCUUCCUUACGACUCCCAGGGACCUGGUGUGCCUUUCUGAUCACUGCAGUCCAGACCUCCAGAGGCCUUUGACAUGAACUUGACCCCCUCCCCACCUGUUUGUGUAGUCUGCACGGUUUGACAACUUCCUGAUCCUCUCAUUACCUUGAUUGUACACUGCGAUGCCUUAGAGCGAGGAAAGCUGCUAAUGUGCCUAUAUUUUUUAAGACCAGAUGGAGAAGCUGCUUGCUUUGAGGGAACAGAUGCUGCAGAAACCUGCAGAAUCACCUUCAUGGAUGGGAUUGUUGAGACUACCCAACAGGGAAUGAGUGUGUGCGUGCCUGUCUUUACAAAAACACCUGCUGAAGUAAAUUAGUACAUGAUAUACUGCUAGUUGCAGUUGCCUGAUGGAGCAAAACCCUGUCUUCCUCAUUUGUUUUGUAUGCUGUUAAGAAAAAUAGCUUAUUUGUUUUUGGGGUGUCACUGGAGGUGGGGUUUUUUAUUUUUUUCCCCAAAUGCAAGCCCAAGAUGCUGUUCAGCCACAAAGCAGCAGCUUCGUCGUGACUUCACAAUGAGCCUCUUCUUACCCAUAGCUUGAUUAGCUAUUGCACUGUCCAUUUAAUGCAAAGUGUAGAGAUGAAUUUGAAGGAAAAUGUACCUCUAGAACAUCCUAAGAAUUGGGUGUUUUUGAGCACACUACACUUUAAAAGCCGUUUGUUUGUGGGGUUUUUUGAAGAAAGACCAAAGGUGCUGACUGUUUCCCUAGAUUUUGAAUGCAGAGGUGACAUUGGUUUUCCCAUUGUGUUCAUUUCCAGGAAGGCUUUAGCUGAAAGGCAAAGACCUGCCUUGGUAAAUUACAACUGGAAAUAAUAAAACUUAAAAUUCUAUUUUACAAGAGAA